Molecule: messenger RNA, 57687 nt
Organism: Xyrichtys novacula (pearly razorfish)
Lineage: Eukaryota; Metazoa; Chordata; Actinopteri; Labriformes; Labridae
Source: the annotation of a GenBank genome assembly
AUGGGGAACGAAAGCAGCACCACUGAGGCGUUGGUAAGAGCAGCCCGGCUGGGUUUGGACGACUUGCUGCCUCCUGUGCUGCUUUAACUCUUUCAUGCACAGAGACUAACAAAACUAACUCUUACUCACCUGAUUACUAACGACUGGAAAACACUCCCUAAAACCUUCUUUACAUGAUUUUUUUCAGCCACCUGUGACGCCUCAUACAUGAGUCUGAGUUUUGCUUUUCUCAGGAGUGACUUUUCACUUCUAGAUUUUAGCAGAAGAGGAUCUUAAAAUCAGGUUCCUACUGGCCUACAUGACUUUGUUUCUCUUACUCUUUCAUUUCUAAAUAUAAAACCUGCGUCCCUGCACUCUUGUGUUGAAGUAUUUAAUUUAAAUAACAUGAAAAUCUGGUUUCAUGUGCUGGCGGAUAGGGGUAAAAGGGGAGCAGGGAAUAUGAUGAAAGCGCACAUUGGAUAUUUUGUUCUUUUUACGUAAUUUCACCCAAAAAGACCAAUAAAAACAUCAAAAUGUAUAAUAGCUUCACUGUUAUAAGGACAUUCAUGGGCCUUUGUGCACACUCCCAUCGUGAUUGGCUUUUAGAUGCAUCGCUUUGUUCUGUCUUGUGGUUGGACUUAUGUCGUGAGAAAUCAAGCUAAAUCUCAGAUGUUCAUGCUUUUACUCUCUAAUUGAUGAUGAACACUCGCCAGCACGCUGUUCCUGCAUCUUAUAAAUCCAUCAUUGCGAUCCAGCUUUGACCUCCUCUAACAUUUUGCAUGUGAGGUUAUUUUUGCACUUUCUUGUACUUUUUAAGGAUGUUUACAAAAAAGAAAAAUGUUGGUUUUCCACAUGUGACUGGUGAACCUCAGCUGUGGAAUUCAGGAUUACUCUAAUAGGAUUAAAUUAAACGUUCGGGUCUUUAGCUGCAGAUGACUGUUUUUGACUGCAGAGCAGGUUUAACAUCAUUAUGUCUGCCUUAAUAACACUGUGAUCUCUUUCCAGUUCAUUAGUGCAUACCGCUAAUACCAUUCACCUGUAUGUUGCAGAGGAGGUUUCCCCCUUUGAGAUCCCUUAUUGAAUUUUUCACUCCCUCUUACAGCCAGAAGAGGGCGCACCACCUGAAAACAUUGUUCUGUUUCCACCUCAGGAAAACCAGAAUGAGCCCCUGCAGGUACAAAAGUUGCAUGUGUGUGCAUGAAUCAGGGAGAGCAUGAAAAAUCCUCCUGAUGUUGUUAAAUGUUACUCAGCUGUGCUCCAGAUUCCUCAGAUUUCCUCUUUGUUUGUGGCCUCUGAAACUUGACAGCCUUAAAAAGAGUGGAGAUGGGAAACAUUUAGGGACAGAUCAGGUAUUUAACUGUUUAUUUAUGGAAGGAAAACGACGCCAUGAUUGAAAUUAUGGGCUUAAACUGGCUAUUGUUGAAAAAGAAAACCUCUAAAACCUUCUCCGAUCAUCACAGGCGACAGUUAUUUUUGUCUAUUUUAAGGUGUGAUGAGUCAGUCUGAUGUGGUUUAUUUUUAAUCCUGAGACAUCACAGAGAAAUGUGCUCAAUACACAACAGAGGCUUGUUAUUCCUUGUUCUUGAAAUCUGCAGGCUGUUGUUGCAGUCUUGGUUGUGUGUUUUUGUAUAUUUGUGCUGUCUGUCAGCAGUGUCUGUGAGUACUAAUCCUCAUGUAGUCAAACUGAUAAUUUAAACGCAGUUUGCAGCAGGUCUGACCACGUUUCCAGUGUUUUGUUGUGCCUGUCUCAGUUUUUGUGUGCAUGCAAAAACAGAGCUUUAGAUUCAAAACAAAGCUAUAAAAUCUUCAGUUCAGUAUCGAUGAAAUGUCUCAAGAAAACUCUCAAAUAAAUGUGGGCUUAAAUGAUUUUUAACCAUCAGAUUCUCUUGAUAGUGGAAACAUUCAGUGUGCUUAUAGAUGAUGUGAUUUUGAACAGUAACCCUCGAACACCAUCACCGGCUGAUUUUCACCCGACCAAACAUGUUUAUGUGAUUUUCAUUCUGUUGCGUUUGUCUGAGUAUCAUGGGUCUCUGGGUAUCUUCAGCAUUUCCUUUCACAUCUUUGAAGACAUAUUUGUUUCGCUCUUUUCCUCCAGACACGUGUUCACAGGGUGGUUUUCACCCGGCAAUAGUGAUGGAAGGUAAAGUAGGUUUGGGUGGAUUUCAUAGCUGCAUGUAGGGAAUAAGGUCAGUAAGAGUGGUCCUGGAAUUUACAAGCUAUCUUUAUUUAGUGCAGUGGUUAUGAAUAACUAUCACAAAGUUGUGAUCUUCAAGUGAAUUCAAAUGGUGAUAAGAAAUAUUUUAGUCAGCCGGUCAUUUUAACUCACUCCAAAUCUGCCAUAUUUUGGUUCUCUCUCCUGCAGCUGUUAUUGUGCCGAGGACCCUGAGUCUAACCCAGGGAAGACUCACAUGCUCCGAUGACAAGUACUUUUUCUUAGGUAUAUUAUUUCGGGUAAAAAUCCCCCCAUAGUGAUGGUGUUUCUAAUUUAAGCGAUAGUGUUCUUGGGUUAAGAGAUUCAUGGAGCAGAGAUGUUUACAAAGUCCACCAGAAAAGUCCACUAGUGAACUGCUUAUGUCAGAUCUAUCAGGUCAAACUAGAGUAUUAAUCAUGCAGGAGGAUGUUGUGUGCUCAUGUGUGGAGCUGUAACCAAAGCUUGUUGAAGUGUAACCUGAUCCUCCUUCAGGGGGUCACUGCAGGCCCGACCCUUGGCCUAAUUCCCAGCAUUCACCUGCAGAGGCACUGUCAGUCUUUGGGUCAGUGAAUGCAUCCAGGCAGAAAAACACAGCAGCAAGAGCAAGAGGAGGAGGGGACUGAGGCUGAGGUGGAUAAAAGAAGGAAGGAGGGAAGGAGACAAGUGGAGGAGGAGGGAAUAAAAGGAGUGGAAAGAGUUUACAGUAAAGGGGGAGGAGUCUCCUCUGCACUUCCCUGUAUACUGCCCAGUCAGGACAGUCAUCCCCUGCUGUGAGCGCUGUGUCGAGGUAGUGUUUUCAGUCUGCAGGAGGAGGAAGAGGAGCCUCAUGGAAAUUUAACAGGAGAGCGACAGCAGCAGAAGAAGACAGGAAAGGACAGGAGAGGAGGGAGAAGUUAGCUGAGUCAGUACGAGCAGGAGGAGGAGGAGGAGGAGGAGGAGGAGAGGAAGCGUCAGCAGCAUGUGUUGCAGCAUGUUUGUGUCGUCCUCUGGCCCCUUCACAACACACUGAGCCCUGCAGAGUCAGUCUGCACACACACACACACAGAGGAAGGAGCUGCACUGCACUCAGAGUCACCUUCACUGAUCGGUAAGUGCAGGACAGAGAUGCUGGACUGAAACUUAAAGGAAAGAGACACGAUUGUUUUUUAACGGGAUAGAGAGUGGAUGCGUUAAAUGUACCGGUGAGUUGGCCCUCUGUUUAAGGAACUUAGAGUACUACCUUCGGAUAGACGACCAAAGUGACAAGCUCUGUCCUCUUCUGUGUAAUAAAAUCAGUGUUAAAUUCACAAUAGUAAUGAUUUUAAUUUAGGAGUAACGGGAAAAGGCCAGUCCAACCGUUUACAUCUAUUUUAAGGGGGUUGUUUAGUCGUUUUGGACCCUCUUACUGGCAUUUAAAACUGUCAACGUUUUAUGUUGGCAAUUGUGUGGUAUUUAUAGCCUUUAGGCGUCAAUUUGAAAGUAGUUAUAUUUUCUUUUUGGAUAUAUUUCUCUUGUUUUAUCUUCAAUGGUUAAGAUUUGAUACACUCUAGGCGCCAUGUUUGUGCGAAAGAUGCUAGCACACAUUAGCCCAACGAACUUUUUCUCAAAUUAUAUUUCCCAUUUUUAGUUGAAUAAGUCAGGGUUUUAUUUAAUUAAAAUCAUAAAAUAAUGAUAAUCUAAAAUAGAAAAAAUAGUUUUUUACCCUGUUGUUGGCAUUUGAAACUCAACGUUUCAUGUUUACCACUGUAGGAUAUUUUUAGUUUUUAGGUGUCUAAUUAAGAGUAAUUAUAUUUUUCUUUAUGGAUUCAUUUUGCUUGUUUUAUUUUUAUUUUUUUUGUAUUUCUCGUUUCACAACAAUAGUUAAGAUUUGAUGUACUUUGGGCGCCAUCUUUGUGUGAAAAAUGCUAGCACGCAUUUGCCCAAUGAACUGUCGUCAAUUUUUUUUUGUCACAGCUACCAAUUUUAGUCGAAUAAGUCAGAGUUUUAUUUAACUAAAACCACAAAACAAUGAAAAUAUAAUGUAAAAAGAGAAGUUGUUGGGAAGAGUUGAAAUAAGAUAAAUUAGCCGUAAGAAUCACAAGCUAAUUAACUGUUUGAAAAGCUAGCCUAACUGUUACUAUACCAAGUGAUAACAGUAAUAUCGUGAUACAUAUUUUUGACGAUUUCAAGACAAACAUAUAACAAUACUUUACAAUGUCUAAAUAACACAACAAAAUACAUCCGAAAUACACAUUUCUCAGGAUUAAUGUUCAAGUGUUUACAUGUUUUAAAGGUCUUAAAAUCUUUUUUAAAGGUUUAGUGUGUGGAAAUUGGGAUAUUUCACAAUAUCCGGAGGUUGGUUCAGAAUCAUAGUGUUCCCAUGCUCACAAAAGUACACAUGUAAAAGUACACAAAGUACAUAAGAUUUUAUUAUUUACCAUUAAAGAAAAAUACCAUCCUUCUUCCUCCUCAAACUCCUAAAUUCAGCUGCAGCUAAUAGCCAUUAAGUAAACUUGUGUGCGUCCAUCAGAUGUUUACUUUUUGGACUGCUCUUGUUUGCUAAUCAACUGUAAAAAGGUCAAAUUAGUGUGUUUGAAUUCCAACACUGCAAACUGUGGGAAAGUCGGAGGGGGGUUUGCACUUAUGCAAGGCACUGUUUAAAUAAAGUUGAAUCUGUUGUGACUUGGUGUGUAAGUAAGGGCCUGUUUCUGCUUCAGCACCGCCCUCCCUGUGUUUACAACUGUCAUGUGUAACGCAUUAAAGUCGUGUUAGCACAUGGGCUCUGGCAUGUUGGAUUAACAGUAAGUAUUGCUGGCUGGAUGUUUGACAAGUAGCAGUUUCCAAGCAGCUUCAUCUCUGCUGUGUUUUGUUUCUGUGGGUAAACUAACAACAGACUUUUUUCUCUCUGUGUGCGGGUCAAACUAACCGAAACAAGGCCGAGCUUUUCCACCUCACUGAGCGUUUACGUUUUCAAACAAUGGGUAGUAAAUGAGUGAAUGAGUGUUGGUUGUAAACUUGGCCAUGCUGGUGUUUGGCUUUGUUUCGGCUGCUUUGAGGCUGAUUUUUUAGUGGAUGGGCUCUUGUGUGACAUUAGCCAGGCUUUGAUAGCAAGGUGAGAGAGCUGAGGAAGGAAACAGGAAACCCACAACACGUCAACACCAUCACCUCUCAUGAUACAUACGUGUUCAUCUCUGCAUGCAAGGGUUGUGAAGGUGUGUUUUUUAGUUUUCAUCUUGUUUCAUUAGAGAGAAUAACAGCAGGGAGAUCACAUGGACUCUGCGUGAUGUUCUCUUUAAUGUUUAAUGCUCUUUUAUUAAGAUUUAUGGCAAAGCUGCUUAUUAAGAUAUCAUCAAAAUAACCCAUUAUAGCUCCAGCUUUGCAAACUGGGCCACUACAAGAAACGAACAUCUUUGGCCUGCAAUCUUGAUUGUUUUAAGGCCACAAAAACAAAGAAUCUGUCCAGGAGGGCUCGUAACUUUUGCAGAAUAAGUUCCUAUUUCUUGUACCAGCAGGCCUCAGUGUAUUCAGGAAAAGGAGUCUGUAUGGCAGAACAUAAUUCACUAGAAAGGCAUCCUAGCGCCCACCAGUGUUGAUCUGAUGACGGUCUGUAAAUCUGUACGGACAGAUAUCUGCGUGCAAGAGCAGCAAAAAAAUCUGUUCUAGAUAAAUCUCACUUCUGUGCAACAAAAAAAGGAAUUAAAUAGGUGUUUUGUCUUUUAUUUUUUACAAAUCUGCACAAUGUUGUUAUUUCAGCACACCUAAAACCGUAUAAUCACAACUGCACCCAAGUAGUUGGCCAUUAAUUUUGGAUUCAUAUCACCAUCAGACAAUAGUUCAUGGAUUCUGAGAUCAGGAUGAGAAAAUCAGGACAAAUACAAAGUCAGGAUUCCUAUUAUGUAGAGCUGGAUAGUGGUGUUUGUAAAACUUACAGGGAUCUCAAUAAAUCAAACUUCAGCACAUAUUAAACAGUGCCGUAAGACUUCCACUCAAGAGACAGGAACCCCAGAUCAGGUCUGUGCCCACCUACAUCAGCUUUGAAAGGUUUUUAGGGAGAGGCAAAAUUAAAACAAGGAGGAGAGACUAAUUUCAUUCUGGAGUUUAUCCCACAUUCAUUCAUGUCUUUGUGGUGAAACCAAAAGGAUCCUCAUCCGUACUGAAUGUCUCACACAAAGGAGGCUCUUUUCAGUGUUUACACAGGUGAGGUCAGUGACUCAGAGCCUCCUCAGAACACACACCACUUUACCUGUUUGUCUACCUUUACUGUCCGUGUCCAGUGAGUACACUUUUCGCAAGUUCAGUUUUGUUCAAAAUACGAAGUUUUUGGAGCUGUGGGUCAGCAGCUGUAUUAUUCAUUUACUGUAUAAUAAUAGGAAACCAUAGUGGUCUUAAUAGUGAUCCCUGAGGUACACCUUUUUAUAUUACACAUUUUACAUGAAGCCCUGAAUGUAGAACGGUGCAACAUACAAACCAACCGAAAAAUCCACUCGCUCCGUGAGCCCAACAGCUUUGUUUCUGUGACAUCCAGGAAACUUCUCAGCCCCACAGAGAAGAUCACUUUAUUUUAGAGGCUGUUUAGAUCCAGUCUCUGAAAAAUGAAGCUAAUCUGUGAUAAGUUAAGGAUUAAUUUAAGUGACAUAGUGUGAUUUUUGUUGUUGGCUAACUAUGCUGAUGGAAGCCUGCCAUGUUUGUUCUGGUCUGUCAGUCAGCUGACCUUAAAAGGCCCAAUCAGAGGCCAGGCUUCCCCAUCCCAGCAGAGCAGAUACUAACACUUGUGAUAACAUUUGUGUGUUGAAACAGAAACCCUGUGUCGUGUGACUUUUUCCCCACAGAAAAGCCACAAAAAAUGUGUAGAGUUUAAUUUUGUUGAAAACUAAAUCUACGUACAUCCUUGUCAUCCUGAUUGUUGUCUGAAUUUUCUCAGGCAUACAUGUAGUGAUGGUUUCAUCUUGUCAUGAUGUUCACUCUGCCUGUGUGCAGCCAUGCUGUCUACUACAGGCUCAUCAAUAAUGAAUGAAUGGAUUCAGUUCUGAAUCUCAGCAAAAUACAGGGUAACCACAGACAGGUCGUGUCUUUCUGAACCAGCACUGUUGAAUCAGCUGACACCCUAAAUCUCUAAGAACAGGAUCUGUCUUCAGUGUAAAAGGAGCUCAUGCUCACAUAUACUACAGAGUUUCAUAACAACUAAAGGCUGGUCUCAUCUGUCAGUGUUUGUAGUAUCUGCACCUGCACUCUUGUGUUUAUACCUGGGUCACUGUUGUGUGGGAAACUUUCCCUGUGAACUGGAGCAGAAGGGAGAAAUUCCAUCACAGUCAGAGAGGAUCCUCAGCUGAGCUUUCGUUGAGUGUUUUAAAGGGCCGCGUCGCUGCAACAUGACGCCACAGUCAAGUGUUGUGGUUUUAGGCUGUGGUCGUCUGUCAACCAGAGGAACAGACAGGGAGUAAAAACAGCCGCCAAGCUCUUAAUGUUUGUCUCUCUAAAAGGAUUUGAAGCCAAAUUUCAUGUUUGUAGGAUAAUUCCUCGAUUUAUUGCUCUUAUAGGAGAAAGAUGUAAUGAAUGCAUUGAUAGUUAGGAAGUUAAAGCAGCUUAUUAUGAAUCCUUCCAUCAACACCCUUCCUGUUCAGCAGCAGAAUCACUGUCUGGUUAAAUAAGUUUAAUCUUUUGUGCUUUUCAUUCGGAGUAAAGCAAAUAUAGCAGGAGAGUGGGGAACGGCUGGAAUCAAACCCAGGCCAUCUGUUGACGGCAGAGCUGCUGAACAUGAGGCGUGCUUGGACCAAAUGUCUGUCCAGUGUUGGAUCCAAGCUGUACACAGUGAUCAGCCACUGACUGGAGCUGUAGCACACGCUGGUGUAUGAUACUGGAUGUAAACUACUACCUGGAUAUGGAUUGGCAUUAUUUCUGAUCUAGAAAUUAAGGAUCAAUUCUUAUUAACUUAAACUACCAGCACAGGCAUGUAUGUUAACCUGCAUAUAGUUCACCUACAAUCUUUGGGAUCAUGUGUGGUUACCUGUUCUUAACAUAUAGUGCUAAAUUCUGACUGCUUUCUUACCUUUGGACUUGUCUGUUGGUCAGAAUUUCAUUUUCAGUGUAAACCAGGAGGAAAUGAGCCACUACUGAACAUUUACUCGUAGCCACAGUCGACACAAACCAUUAAUCUGCAGGAGCUUUAGUAUCAGAUAUAAAAACAACACAUAUUAAGGUCUGUUUUACUGUCAUGCUAAUUUUAAACUGUGCUGGGUUUUUCUAUUUCAUGCAUUACUUUUCCUGUAGCAGUUUUAUGAGACUCUGUGUGGGCUAAAACUCAGCUAGCCCCAGCUACAAACUCUCAGUUUCAUGCUCUUUAUUGAACUAUGUUGAAUUACAGUGUUUCUCUUAAACAAAGUCAAUAACUUCAAAUAUUCAGUGACCCUUUAGGUGUAUUUUUCAAGCGUGUUCAGAAAGCGAUAGUCAAAGAUCAAGAGACUUUAUUUACUCAAGAUAAUAAGGUAAUAAACCGAGGCUGAAACUGUCAUUCGAUCACCAACUCUAGACAAUCAUUAAACCACAUGUCAGAUGUCGGAUUCAAGCAGGACUGGUUUUGUCUCUAAUGAUUAUUCACUCGCUGUGUUGAGGUUUUUCACGCCCUGGGAAAUUAUAAUAACUCACUUCCUUGUGAGGUAUUUAUAAGGCGGUAAAUAUUCGAUUUAGAUGCAUGUACAGUCAACUUUAUAGCUGUUUAAUUUCUGUCUGAGUCGUUAUGUUAAGCUUAUCUGAGCAGUCAAAUCAGAGCUGCGCAGAUACGGCUCUUGCACCUACUCUGGUGAAAUAGGGCGACACAUGGGUGGAGUUAAUUGUUUGUUAUGCUGACUGUGAUUAUUAAAUCAUGUUCACCUGCAACACGCUCAAACCUGUUCAAAUCCACGCUCAGUCAUGGAUCAUCCAGCAGACGAUUCAACUUUAAACUCACCGUCUUCGUGUUUCGAUGUCCCACAGGGUAACGCUCAGGCGGACGGUUCAACAAAGAGGGACGACAGAGCGCCGCUGACGAGACCCUCCUCUGGCAGCCAGCAGAGUCUGCAGUCUGCACCAGUGCUCCCAGAGGUCCCAGUGAUCUCUGGAGUGGAGGAGAGCCUGAGUACAGAUCAGGAGGACAAGGAGGAGCUGGAGUUUCCUCAUGACCUGCUGCCCAGUCUAGACUUCAGCUCAGAGUUCAACAUCUGGGAGUCCUCGCUGGGGUGAGUGACACAAAUACACAGAAAUGACGGCAGAGACCGACACGGUUUCCUCAUACGAUCAGGGUUACACCUACUGGAGUAAAAGUCAGAGGUGGUUCAAGUAGAAAAGUCUCAAGUAGAAAUGGAAAUACUUUAGAGAGAAGAUCUUUAAUUUAUAGAAGUCUUUAACAAAACAAAAGCAUUGUUCUUUAUCCUGAAACUUUUCAUUAAACUCCUUUUACUCAACACCCCUAAAUGUGACGGGAAAUACUGAAAACUGGACAAAUCUCAUCAAACAGAAACAUUUGACUGAGCGCCUUUUAAUGAUUUACAAUAUUUCAUUAAAGAAAAGGAACAUUUUUCCUUUGUUUGAAUUUUACUUUGUUUUAUUUAGAUGAUUUUUCCGUCAUUAGAUAUUUUUGCUCUUUGGUAAAUAAUCAAAUAAUUUUCAUAUGUAGUUAAAUGUUUGUGAAGCCGACCUUCAGGGCCACCGUAGAUAAGAGUAUAGAGUUAUUCAGGAGAAUAAAUAGAUCACUUAAAACAUAAAUUAGGCUGUUAAAUUAAAGCAGUUUAAGUUUAUUUUUAAUCUUCAUGAAGAGUAGAAAGUUUUCUACUUGUUUGACUUUGACAGUUUGGAGGAAAUGUGAAUCGUGACGUGAUAACUAACGUCAUCUGUUUCCUGACGAAGAACCGAGAUAAAACCGGAGUCGAUUCAGACAGACAGACAGACAGACAGACAGACAGACAGACAGACAGACAGACAGACAGACAGACAGACAGAGAACAGGGUCAUUGAUGAACUUUUGGUUUCUAUGUUAAAAUAUAAGAUCUCACUGUUCCCUCAUUGUUGUUUGUAAACCGGUCUAAAGUGGGUUUGGCUCAUUAGGGACAGGAUUACAUGAGGUACUUUGGUGAGUGUUGAGGGUUUGUUUGCUUAGUUUGACAGCACUGUUUUAAACAAUCCACACCCACACUGUAACAAUGAAGCAGAUGAGCUCACUUUGUUCAACACUAAUAAUAAAGACCUGAAGGCACCAGGGUCAGUCAAAUCCUUCAAAACCUUUUUUUUAGAUCGAACAAACUCUGACCUGUAAACCCGGCUUCUCUCCGCUCCACCGUCUCUCUUCUUACUCUCGAUUUCACGUGGACACAGCGCUGUCUUCUGUCUGUCAGCUGAGACGCAGAGGGUAGAUGGUUGUUAUGUGUGAUGUCAUAUUUUACAGGCGUCGACUGGGACGUUAAGGCGACAUGUCGAGGAAUAAUCAACCGUGAGAAGAUGCACUUAGAGACUUAGAAAACAAAACUCAGCCAACAUUGACAGACAUGCUGCCACUGAGGACUUAAUAUUAAACCAACACAGCAGAUCCUGGGAGAUAAGGAAACUUGAGGAGGGCUGAAAAACUCACUGAGGUUGAAUCGUAUAAAAAAUUUAUGUUGCUGCGAGUGACCAAAAAGUGAAAUAAAAAUUCAUGCGCCUCUUUAAAUUCACAGAUCUCACACAUUUGAAACCGGUAAGUGCCCACAGAGGACCAAAUAAACCUCAAACCCCCCAGCAAUGAUCCUGAUGUUAAGACCAACAUUUUUUAUAUCAGUAGACAGUUUUUUACUCCCACAACGUUAAUUUUUAUUGAUUCAGUAAAACUCAAAUGCAUUGUGGAGUUUUGUGUUGCAGUAACACAGAAAUCUGCACAGUCUCACAUACUCCUGCAUCAAGAUUCAAGAUCUGGUGUAUUUGCUUUCUAUACGAACAUACAGAAGAUAAAACACUGACAGCCCUAUAUGAGGUAAAACACCCCCACUAAAUAAACACGACAGUUUAUUAAUUAACAAUAGAUUAAUAAAAUCAUGCAAACAGUCCUCCCAUCUGUUACUCACUUAAAGCUUAAAUCCCGUAUGAGCGCAGAGUGAAGAUGGUUUAUGGCCUCAAAAGAAAACAUUUGUUCCAAUGGGGUUAUUGUUUCUGAGAAUGUGUGUGUUUUUGUGUGUGACUGUGUGUGUGUGGGUCUGUGUGUGUGUGUUUAUGGAAGCAGAGCUGACUCCAGUUCAGAGGAGAGGAAAUGUGAGCAGGUGAACCCCCUGCUGGUGGGUCUGCAGCAUCACAUGGAAGUCAGUGGACCUCAGUUGGUCUCAGAGAUGAGGUAGACUCAUGAUGCAUGAUGGGAGUGAUGAGAGUGUGACCAAACCAGUGGGCAUGGAGUGAGACCCUGACAGGCUGAUGGAGGGUUUCUAACAAGUACGCAGACUGAGCUCCAAGUGUGGUGAUUUCUGCUCUCUGCGGUCUGCUGCCCGUGUUUCUCUGCGCUCUGCUUUUGUCUCACCUGUCAGGUUUUUCCUGAAGUUUAUUUUCACUAAUAGGUUUUAAUGUGUGCUGACAGCCUGAAAUAUAACUCUGCUGGAUCUGCUAACUUUUUAAUUAACAUAAGGCCAACAAAGAAAUACAGAAGAUAGAUGGACACGACUUAUUCCAUUUAUUCGACACGCCUGGACACAGGAACAUUAUUGAAACUUCAGUAUACUAAAUGUUUUAAUGACGCUGACCACAAGGAAGAAGGAGAGUUUGUUGAUGGUUUUAUAACAUGUAUUUCUGAAUUUAAAACAAACAAAUAUUGAGUUAAUACUUUUUGAUCUGAGAAAAUACAGAAACAGAAAUCACAUAGGGGUGAUUUUCUGCUUUAGAGUCUCUCACUAGAGCUGAAACUGUCAGAGGAGAGGUUAUUACAUUUACUGAGACGUUGGCACAGUUAUUUCAUGGCCUUUUACAGGGUCAUAUACGGUAACUGCACAUUCUUACCAGGGCUGGGAUGAUACGCUUUUCUCCAGAUUUGAUUCUUCUACGAUUUUUUGGAGGCCGAUUCGAUUUAAAUUGCGAUUCUACGAUAUUAUCGGUUUUUUCGAUCUUUAGUCUGCAUUUUUAACACCAGUGAAACAGUUGAAUAAUUAUGAUUGUGUACUGACUAUUACAGGAACCAUAUUUCCCCCAGAAAAUAAACAUCACAUGUAAGUCAGUUUUUAAGAUUUAUUCUUUAAUUUGAAAAAAAAAAGAUUUUUGAACAUAAAAAUCGAUUUAAAAAUUGCAAAACAUAAAUCGCAAUACUUAUGUGAAUCGAUUUUUUUUCUCCCAGUCCUAAUUCUUACAGUAGAUUAUUCAUGCAGCACUGACUGAAGGUGUUUAAUUAAACCUGAAACGCUCAAUCUCACAUACAGGAGUUUAAUGCAGGUACAGCACAGGUACGUCACUCUGUCAGGUGACGUCCAGACAGUCAGAUCGUGUUGUGGGCGGGACUUUAGGUGUGACAGAGAGGAAAAAACACCAACAGUGGAGCCAGAAAAUCAAACAUUUGUAUUAUUUAAGACGUCUAUAAAUUAGAUCAAGAUAAUCAGUCAAAUUUUGCAGGAUAAAAACACGAAUGUUGAAAGUAAAACAAUGUUUCCUCUUUAGAGAUGCUUCUGGGUGUGAACCUGCAUGUCUGUUCAAGAACAGCUGGUUUAUGUGUCAGAGGGUGAUGCAUAUCUCAGACUGUGCAUCCUGCUUACAGUCGAGUGUGUGUCUGUGUGUGUCUGUGCAUAUUUGAUGUAGUGCAGUGUCUGAGCAUGGGUUUGUGCUCCGCUAAUAUCGGCGCUUCGCAGCACCGUGGAAUGACCAGCUGUCUGCCUGCCAGUCUAGACUCUUAACUUUGUCGCCCUACCCUCGCCUCAGGCCCCACGACAGCAGCCCAGUUCUCACAGACGCCCAGCCUUCACCUUGGCCGGAUGUCCGACCCCCGACCCCACCCCGGUCCGUGCUGCUAGACCGGGAACUCCAAGAGGCCUUUCAGGAAUGUGAGGAGCAAAUGGCCUCACUGGGAAUAGUUAAUCCCAAAGAGUCCCAGAGCACCCCGCCUGGAGAAGGGAUGGUUAACAAGUCCAGUGAGUCAUCGUCACUGCCUCCAGUCGGACAUAGCAACGCAGGCCAUAGCAACAAGAGCACAAACGGAAACAGUGAGGCAGCAAACAGGCGCAAGGAUACAGUUGUGUUUAGUUUCAGAGAUUAUAUUCUGGGAACUGAGAGCAGUGUCAGAGCGGCGGAGACGGAGGGGGAAAUCAAAACAACAGAGAGCGUGGACUCGAGGAUCAGGACGGAAAAAGAAACAGAGAGAGAGGAGCAGAAGGAAACACCUACGCAUACACAAUUAGAAACAGCAACUGAUUCAGUUAAAGAGACACAAAGAGAUGUCCUGAUUCCUGAGCAGAGAGGAGAGAAAAGAGCCGGCGGUGAUGGAGAGGUUUCUGAAGGCUGUUAUAAAUCAGUGCAGGAGAAAGGGACAAGUGCAGAAUCAGAAACAAGUGAUAAAAAGGGAGAAAAUCUCAGAAAUAAAGAGGAUGUAGUAACAGAAACAACAGAGCGUGGCGUGUUUGCAGAGACAAAGGCAGGAGAGGACAAAUGGACGAACUCCCAGCAGGCAGAGCAGGAAAAAAAGGCAAAGAAGAAAGACAAGAAGAAGCAAAAGAAGAAGAAAAAGAUGGGGAGAGAAAGAGGCACAGAGGCACAACCUGUAAAUGAUCAACAAGCAGAGCUGCCUGAUAAUGGAUGUGACUACGAGCAACAGCUGAGUCUCAGGGGAAAACUCCGCUCCAGCCUCCCACUUUCAUCCUCUCAGAGCCGGCCGGAUCAUGUUACCGACUCGGCCCGUUCACCUGCGGCUGACCGGCCUCAUCAUCAGUCAGAUAACCACAAACAUACCGAAACCUCAUGUGGCAUGAAUCACCGCUCAGAUUAUCGCGAACAUGCAACCAGAGACGUCAUCAAUAACCAGAAUACAUGUGUGACAGAUGUCCAAACUGCAGCUAUCGGUCCUGAUCAGAGAUCAGAUUCACAAACACAGGAGGCUCUGGUUACCUCAGAGGCACAGGAGAAUCAGAGCCCACUCCCCAGCAGCAGAUCUUGUGUGGGAGAGAGCGGCGUGCAGAGUGCCCUUGAAGAGGCUUUAGUGGUGGUUGCUGCGUUGCCACUGACAACACCCACGAUGCCAGAAGUGAUAGAAAGCGAGGGAGAGGGAGGAAAGCGUGAUUCAGUGGAGAGAGUGGAUACUGUAGCAAAGGCAGAGAGUCAGGAAGCAAAAGGAGCGAGGGAUUCUGAGGGGAUAGAAAAGUCUGUCAGCUCUGCAGACAAAGACAAAGACGGGCUCCUGGACAGCCUUCCUCAGCGCUCAUUAAUCUGUUCACAGGAAAAAUGCUCACUUGCAUUCUCUGCCAAAGAGGGACAGGCUCCAUCUGAGGGAAGCUGCAGCAGCGAAAUGCCACAAAACUCGGCAGAGAGUGAAAGGAAGGGACAGAGGGAGGCGAGCCUUCGCAGUGCAGACACAGAGAUCUCACCGGCUGAAGAAAGAGAGCCACACCGGCUAGAAGCUAUUAUCAAUACUUCUCCCUUUGGGCUACUUACUGCUCCUGCUUUUCAGGAUCACGUUGCUGCAGGAGGAGGAGGAGAGGGAGAGAAAGGAGGGCUGGGUAAAGAGCACAGUUCAUUCAGCCAGCCAGGAGGCUCAGCUCGUGGGGUGUCAUCAGCUGAGACUGAGACGUGUCCGCCCACCGAUGUUGCCGAGUCACAGCUGAAAUCACAGAGCCGGAGGGAGCCGGCUGCUACCAUCUCUGAGAGCAUCUGCACCGAGCAGGACCGCGUCUCUCACUCCUGCCAGGAGGAGCGUGGCGCAGCGAUUUUACCUCCGAGCUCCGGCAACGCCGACAGAGGAGGGAGGGAUGACUGCGAACGGGAUUUCAUUUCAGGGGGAGCACUUUCUUUAGGACACAAGGACUACAGCCAAGUUUCUCCUUCACCACAACAAACCCCAACCCUGCAACAAGAGGGCAACGAUCAACAGGUAGAGUCUGAAAGUAGCAGAAGAGAAGUUCAGACACGGAGCAGGAGUGGCAGCUCCGCUGAGGGCGGCAGAGGACGCAACAUCCGAGUUCAUUUCGAGGACACGGUGAUUGAGAAGGAGAGCAGGAAGAUGGAGUUUGCCUCUUUGCCUCCUGUGACCGUGCACGAGAGUUUGCACCAUCCUGUCGUCGAAGCCAGCUACAUCUUCCCGGACUUCCUCAGCUUGAAGAAACCGGAAAUCCUCGCAAAUGCAGUCCUUUCCAAGAACACAGAGAAAGAUGUCAAUGUGGAGAAAGGAGGCGUGGACGCUAGAGAUGCUAAAGAGAGCGUAAAUAAAGAUCAGCUGGAGAAGAACAACUUAGAGACAGAGGCCAGCAGGAACCAGAUCAAUCAGAGCGAUCAGAAAGAAACUUUUGACCAAAAGACAAAGAGCGCCGUCUCAAAGGAAGAGCAGGUGACCGAGCAAUCAGAGGCAGAAACUGAGAAAGGUGUUGAUGAUGUGCACGAGUCCAAGGAGAAGGAGACGGAGAAGGAGUCUCAUCCCCGUCCUCAGGAGUCACCUUUAAAAAGUGACUCUGCUGAGGAUACAGAGAAGAGAGGUGAGCAGCUUCCUCCCUCCUCAUCCUCGGUGCUUCCUCCUCAGGCUCUAAAUGAUGUCUCCACACUCCACACUCACCUUGACCCUGAAACUGAGACCUCCACCAGCUCCGCCUCUCUUCAGACAAAACCUCAUGACCCCGGUCUUCAGCCUCCCACUAAACUCGAUCAAACACCUUCUUCUUCUGGACUCAUCACCAAAGUUCCAACGCACACGCCCGACUCUCAAACUGAUGAUCUCAGGAAGGACGCAUCAUCCAGUUCAGGAGCUGCAGCCUCUGACAAGUCAAUUCCUCUUAGCGAGCAACGUGCCAGUAAUCCCGCUUUGGUGCCGCGGCCUCCUGGCCCCAUGUUGAGUCACUUUGAGUUCAUUAGAGACUGUGACGGCUCUGUUUCUGAGCAGGCGGGGAGCGGCAGCGCUGAAGUCUCUGGAGAGGUAAACGUCAAUAAGGACGGGGGAAUGGCACCGACCAUAGAAGAAACGGAGGCUAAAAAAGACGUGAUGAACAAUCAGGGCCGCCUGACUCCUCCGACUCGACCUCCUGGUGCAGUGGGCGGACCGGCGAAGGAUGUAUCCCAUAAUGUAAUUUCCCUAUCUCACACAGAGCCAGACUUCGUUGGCGUUGAACCUGCUUUUUGUGAAUCAUCCAUUAAGGAUGAUCCUAUUAAUGUCAGCGGCCCACUCCGCUCAGUUAAUCAUGAAAUUAAAGAACAACAAAACAGAGAUCUGCCGCUUGAAAAGGAGACGACAACAAAGGAUAACCAGGAGGAAACAAGAGACAGCUGCAAGACGCAAGCAGGAAAGAGAGACACAACAGCACAACAGAGUAAUGGAGCAGAUAAAGAGCGAGCGGAGGAAAGUGGAGCCCUGCAGCCACCACAGACACAUAAAGAAGAAAAGGCUGAAUCACCAAGAAAGGAUGUAAAGGAGGUAGGAGAGGAGAUUGCAUCUAAAGGCCAGACAGAGACGUCUUCUUUGGCUCUUAAAAGACCUGCAGAGUCAUCUGAGGACACGCAGAAUGCUAAGACAAGGCCUCCGACUCUUCAUGACCAAGAAAAACUGGCCUCAGUUCUUGAUGGGGACGUGGCGCAAGAUUUGGGUGCAGCUCCGAGCCAGUCACAAUCCACACCAGAUCCAAACUUCUUUGCUCAGCAACAGCAGCAGGAUCUGGCAUCUAAACGCCAAACAGAGGAGCUGUCAGGAGAAAAGACGGCGGUUCGUGGGGCGAAAGAGGUGGUGGAGGAAGGAGGCAGGUCUGUCAGGAGCUUGACAGGAAGCGGGGAUGACAGCGGAGGCAAAGAAGAAGUGACGGGUUUAGAGGAAGGGCAGGCUGCUGCAGAGGAUGACGGGGUUUAUGUGGCGUCUCAACUUGUCAGUGAUUUAAGUAAGAGUGAAAAAGCUUCAACCAGGGUGGAGAUGAAAAGUUCUUCUCAUGUAGGCGUGGAUAAGAGUGGAAGCUCUAAGCUAGGAGGAGACACAGAGACCGAGUUCAUGAGUGAUCUGAGCGGUAAAGGUCAACAAAAAACUCAUCUAUCAGCCGCCUGUCAGGACCAAACCAACACUGCUGCGUCUGUGGAGUCUUCAUCACAAGAACAUGAGACUUCACCUUUCCAAAUUCCUGUUUUAUCAAAGGUCAGCGCAGAUACUUCUGACAUUCAUGCAGAAGUUAGUCCAAGUGGAAACCAGGCUGACCAGAAACUGCAAACAGAAAAGGUCGGGGAAAGCCACAGUCCUGAAAUUAAGGAGUGUAAAACGAAGGCCGCAGAGUGUGAACUUCAUGAACCAUUAAGCUGGAGUCUAACCUCACACACACAGAGCAGCACAGUAGCAGAAAGAGCCAUAAAAGGCCCUGAUGGAGAGGAGAUCACAGAGGAGGAGAAAGCAGCUUUGGGAAAAGAGACAGCCAGCACCCAGGGGACGGAGCGAAGUGGAGUGAAAGCCACAAACAAUGAGGCGACAAAGAAACAGGAAGUCAUAAAUCUGUCCGAGGGAGCUGAAGUUAGCGGCUCCAGAUCGAUUAAAGAUUCAGAUCUGAGUCAGAGUCCACGGCUGCAAAGCAGAGAUGCAAUUUGUAAGUCUGACGGGAGCGUUGGUCUUUCUAACGCAACAGAAAACAACAACUCUAAAUCUUUGACUUCGUCCCAAUCCCCUGAAAACUCGUCUGCAGAGAAGCCACAUGAUGACCAACAGCCCAGAGACGGUGCUGUAGUGAACUCUGUAGUAACUGUGUCCCAAAGUGAAGUCCAAAAACCUGUCUCUGUUGAACAAGUGUCAGUGAAUAAAGAGAGUCCUGCUGCAGGACAAAGAGCCGCAGGAGCAGAAACAAACUGGAUCACAGCUCUGAAAGAAGCGGCAGCCGAUUCUCAGAGUCAACAAGACGACGGAGAGACAACAUCCAGGUAAACAUAAGAGCGUGUGAGAGUGUUUGAGUAAACCAGAGACGCCUUAAAGGUGCAGGCCACAUUUUACACAUGACAUCCAGCCAAUCAGAGAGCGUUGUGGGCGGAACAUAAGAUGAUACAAAGUGGUGCAAGAAAACAGACCAAGAGGGAAGGACAAAAAAGAAGGGGAACAGUAGUUAGGAGUGGGAGAAAAAAUGGAUAUAGUAUCACAGUAUUUUGUGUGGUGAGACAUCGAUUCCCAAGUAUCAACUUUUUUCAAAUUAAUUGCUAAUAUGAAGUCAAAUUUAUGAUAAUGGAAAAAUAAAAUCAACUGUUUGUCCAGUGAGGUUGGCAGAGGAGACAUAUAUAUAUAUAUAUAUAUACAUACAUACAUAUAUAUAUAUAUAUAUAUAUAUAUAUAUAUAUAUACAUAUGUAUAUAUAUAUAUAUAUAUAUAUAUAUAUACAUAUACAUACAUAUAUAUAUAUAUAUGUAUAUAUAUAUAUAUAUAUAUAUAUAUAUAUAUAUAUAUAUAUGUAUGUAUAUAUAUAUAUAUAGUAGUGCACUUAAUCACUGGUAUAGAUAAUGUUAUCAGCCCGAUAAUCAAACAGGGUUAAUGCUUGAUUAACGCCUUAGUAUCACAUGGGGAAGUGAAGUAUGUUAGCAUGCAGUCACGUGACAUCUGCUCACGUACGUCACAGAGACAGAGGUACAUCAGCUGUGAUGGUGUUUUUCUACCUCAAUAAUGAGCAGGAUGGUUAUUUUCAUCAUAAUUCAGUGAAGGUUUGUUUGAGUCUCUUCUCCUUCGUAGAUUUUUCUGCUGCAGUUGUUUGUCCGUCCGCUCUGCUCUCCAGUUCGCUCUCUCCAUAUUCAGGGUUUGUUUGGAGUAGCAGAAAGCUGUGACAGUGAAUAUGAAUGAGGAGGUGAACACAGAGCUGCACUUUGUGUUGACUGGAGUCGGGGUCAGCUGACCGCGUCUGUUGAAGUCUAAUGGAAGUAAUGCAGCUCUUUAUAUUCGCAGGGUGACAUCAGCUGUGACAUCGGCCCUGCUCUCCAGGGCAAGAAUGAUCCUUUUCUCAUCCUGUUCAACACAAUGAAACAACCGAACACACACACACACACACACACACACACACACACUCCUCCAGAGACACAACCCCCCAGACCAACACUAACACACACAUUUGUCAUCUGUCAGUCAUUCGUAGAGCGUCUAUCGUAAACCAAACAACCAACCCACCACCUGACCACCUCUUCUCUUUUGUUGUUUUUUCAGAGCUCUUCCAUCUUUGGAGUCUCCUCAACUCGAGUUUCACACUCCGACUCAGGAGAUAGAUGCUCCUCUGAGGCAGGAGGAGAGCCCACCACCACCACCACCUCCACCGGAGAAAGAGACAGAGACUACACCUACGCUUAGACUGAAGAAGCCGGUGGAUCUUCCUGAACCUUUACAGAAGACCACAGAUCUUCCAGAGCUAAAACCGAGCACAAAGGAAACUUUCCCAGGAGUAAGCGAGACCGCGAAGAAAGACGAAGAGCCUCAGGAGGAGUUUGAAAAGCCAAAACAGAUCACUAAAGUAGAGCUCUCGGAGGACAUAAGGAAAUUCCAGCUCUCAAAGUCAUCCGAGAGGGAAGAAGAGCCUCCAAAGGACCUUCAGGAACCAAAACAGAGCACACAAGAAACUUUCCAGAUAGAGACAAAGAACGUAGAAGAAGAAGAGCCUCCAGAAAAGUUUUCAGAACCAAAACUGAGCACAAAAGUAGAGCUCUCAGAGGACAUAAGGAAAUUCCAGCUCUCAGUAUCUUCCAAGAGAGAAGAAGAACCUCCAGAGAACUUCCAAGAACCAAAACAGAGCACAAAAGAAGCAGAGAAAGAAGAGCUCUCUGAGAAAGAAGAGCCUCUACAGGACCUCCAGGAACCAAAACAGGGCGCAGAAGAAGCUUUCCAAGCAGAAGCAAAGAGAGCAGAACUCGAGACAGAAGAGUUUCCAGAACCAAAACAGAGCACAAACGUCGAGCUCUCGAUCCAGAGAGAAGACCAGGCUCAGAAGGAGCUUUCAGAUCAAACACAGAGCACAAACAUCGAGCUCUCAGAACAAACCAAGAAAGGAGAAGAACCUCAACAAGAGCUCCAGGAACCAAAAACAGAGCAGGAACCUUCUCCUCAAACAGUGCAGAAGACCUUUGAGGUAGCUGAAGCAGCAAAAAGCACAAAAGAGUUCCCAGAUCCAACAAAGCACGAGGAACCAGAACCAGUUAAGACCACAUCUGAACACCAAGAGCCGGAGAGGGAUCUGAUCAGGGAGCUUCCUGUGGAAAAACCAGCAGAGAUCCCACCUGAGGAGCCCACCUGGAAACCUGAGGAACCUGCAGUGACCCAGACAGUCCAGGACCGUGCUUCAGAGUUUGAAGACAGCGAGUAAGUGUCUUUUUAAAGUUCUUGGUUCAGAUUAUCAGGUCGAAGGUUUUCUGGUUUUAGUCUUUGAUGAACGUCGGUAAAGAUCACGCUCGAAUGAAAUCUUGUUCACAGUAAAUGAGGAGUGACUCAGCAUCCUGUCUCUCUCUCUCUCUCUCUGUCAAUGUUUGAGUCAUGUGACCUGGGUCAUGAACCCACGUCUACAGUUUCCAGUGAAACCUACAAGUACCUACCUGAGUAAACUGACGGUUAUAUUUCCUCUUCUCGUUGCCAAGAGUCUGUCUUUCUUUCCUCGUGGUCCCGGUCUGAUCCUCUGUUGUCUUCAAUGUCAGGACUGAAGCUUUAAAGUAAUGAGAACAACAGGUUUGUAGGGAGACCGCUUAUUAUGUGGUCGACUGGUUUUCCGACAGCAAACCAGACAUCACAGCGACCGCUUAGAUCUGAUAGUUCCCUUUUAAAAGUGUCCAAGCGUUUCCAUCUCAGGUGGCUGCAGCUCAUCUGUAAAAGGGAGAGGCGUCGGCGUCGGGGACACGCUCUUCACAGCUCAGCGGCUCUGCUGUCACACAUUUAAAAUAGAUUACCCUGCGCUCAGGAGAGUCCGCUUGGUGGCUUUGUUUGGUUCCCCGACACCUUCAGGGCGUCUGGAUGGUUGUUGCUGUCUGCAGCGGUUUCACAGUUUGGACGCCAUGAAUGAGGAAGAGUCUCAUAGAUUUGUAGUGGUUGGUAUCAGCAGUGAACCCUUCACGCUGUUAAAACUGCUGACUAGCUUAAAUACACACAGUAGAGGAGGGAGGGUGGCGUUCAGUUUAAACAGUCCGUGUUUAUCCAACAGCUUCAGCCUGACUAAGUUUUUAGCAGAGGUGGCAAAAGGACACAGUAUUUCUCCUGAAGUACAGAUCCUCCUGUAAAAUAGAUCCUGAGGAAGGUUUUCACCAGCGGAUUUAUUAAACUAAAAUCAGUUUACCCAAACACUUUCCACCAACAUGAAAAUCAGAAAGACCCUAAUAUCCUCCCUCCCUGAUUUCUUCCCUCCACUGAUAAUCUUGAAAUAUCUUCACACUGUUGGAUUUGCUAAGAAGUCCUUUAUUUUUAACUAAUUCAGGUUGGAAAUUAAAAUAAAUUCUAUUGUUGGGAUUUAGACAGUCUGCAGUAUCACAGCCUAACCUGAUAUUGACUCUCAGGCCGAGCAUCACAGUACAAACUAGAACCAUCAUGCCUGCUUUGCUUGUUUACACAUUUGGCACAAGAGAUAAUCACGUCCUGAUCAGCUGAUCCUAACUCGUUGGAUGAAUUUGUGACAUGUUAGACAAAUUUAGGGCUGUCCCAUUAAAACUUUUUUACUUCCGAUAUGAUACCGAUAUUGUUGCCUUCAGUAACGGCCGAUACCGAUAUUGAUCUGAAAUUGGCACAAGCUUGUGCAUGAUAAGUUUUUCACUCAGCUGCAGCAGCUUUUUCGGACUUUAACGAAAAAUACAGCCGACAUCACUCCUACUCCUUGCUACUUUGUUUGUACCUGAUGCUGCGUUUAAGUUACUUCGGAAGUCAGAUGUCGGAGCUGGGUAUGACAUCACACCUGAGUUACCAGCGUUUCAGUUACCAAAGUGGAAAAAAGCAAAAUCGGAUGCGGAAGCAAGAUGGCUACUUCUAUAACAGUAAUUUUAGCGUUUGCCUUGUCCGAUAAAAUAGCUAAAAUAACUUUCGUACGCUCUUUCGUAACUCAAACGCAGCAUUAGUACACACUGUUGUUGUGAUCACGUUGACUCUGCACGCUGGAUCCGGGCGUUGUGAGCUAGAAAUGCUGGAGUGGAGUCUGGAAUGGACUGCUUGUAUCAAAGUGCUGAUAUGGGAGAUUUUAGAUGCAGGCUGAUAUAAUUCGAUAUUUCUUUUUUGGCUAAUAUCAAACCGAUAUCUGAUUGGGACAUCCUUAUUAGACAUUUUUAAGGCUCAUUAAAAAGCAGUGAUGAUAAUUCCCAAACUCCAGGUUUUAUUUCCUGAUCAAGCCUGAACAGCAUCUGAAAUCACCAUGGUGACACAUGCUGAUUUAGACAUGAGUGUACAGUUGCACAGUGUACGCCUGGCCUAUAAUGAGUCGCCCAGUUAAAGAGUUUGAGUUGACUCUGGCACCCUCUGUGGAUGAGGAGGAAUAACUUCUGUCUUUGCAUAUCCAGUGUUUUUGACAACUCCAGUAUCUUUUAAUUCACAGUGAAUAAUGACGGAGGAAAGUAAAGGCAGUGUAUUAGAUUUUAUAUGACCAGCUUCAGCUCUAAACAUGCAUCUUAGUACAAAAAACUGAAAUGUAGGUGUUUUUUUAAUGUCAUAUUUGUCUCCUACGUUAGUUAAAUCCUCGCCGCUCAUUUCUUGUCACUCGGCGUCAUCUUUUGUUAUCUCUGUAUUCGUCACUCUCUCUCCUGCCGUUUGUUGCACGCCCAGAAGCCGUGAUCCCCACAUGCCUCAGUAGCACUUGCCGCCUGUCAGUCACAACACAUGUGCCAUCACUGCUGUCGGGACGUAAAAGUUUGUCUGAGCAGGAGGGAGGAGGAGGAGGAGGAGGAGUGACAGUCGUUCUUCCGCUGUAGGUUUCAUCUAUAGAUUAAGUUACACUCGAGUACUCGGUGCGGUCGGCGCAGAAUGAGCAGCAUGUGAGUGUGUGUGUGUGUGAGGGAGUGUGUACAUGUGUUUUUCUCCCCGCCCCCCUCAGAGGCCGUCCUAGCUGUCAGUCCUGCUCUGUGAACUGAAGCCUGUAGUCGGAGGAAUUCUGAAGUCAUCCACACGGAGCAGACAGACAGAGUGGAACAAAAGCCAGAGUUCAGGGAAACACCGGAGCAUGUGCUGCGGGCGGCGUGAGCGUGUGUGAGCGUGUGUGUGUGUGACAGAGUCCGUGAGAGUCACACACACUGAGCAGGACAGACAGACUGGAACCUACAGUUAAUUCCUUCAGGGUUCUGGAGGACUAAGUCCAUCAUUGAGAGGUCUGAAGUCAUGUGAUGGAUUCCCUCUUGGCUCCUAUCUGGGUGAGUUGACAUGAAGUAGCUGUCCUAUAUAUUUUUCUGGAACUAGAGUAGGUGUUUAAGUCGCUCCAGGUGGACGCAGCAGAUGGUCAGUAGGUGACUGCUACUAAUUACGCUUCGCCUCUGCUGACCUCACCACGCGGGGGGAGGGAGAAGACGGAUACAGUAAGAGCAGCAGAGACAGGGAGCGGGGUUGUGAAAUGAUUGUACCCGUAGUUCAAAAAUGCUGCAGGUUCGAGCAUGCUCUGCCCUCCUACCUGAAGGAGAAGAAGAAGAGGGAGUCUGAUUGACGCUUUGGGUGAAGUCUCUGUUGUGGUUCAGCUCCUGGUUUACGACUGAUUGUAUGUUUAAGACCAAACCUGCGGGCGUGAAAAAUGACAAUGAUUUACUGUCACACACGUGGAUUAAAACUGUGUUUAUUUCACACUUUUUAAAAUGUAGACACAAGAAAAAUCAGUGUAGUAGUGUUCCAGUAAGAGGUCUGGUUUUGUUCAGUAAACUAACCCGUACUCCAAACACAUGAAGAGUUUUUAAAUCAAUGUUUUCUCAGUCUAAACGUCACAUUUACUCUCCUUACUAUGGCUGCACUACCUUUUCCUUUAGUCAGUGCACUUCCUGAUUGGCUGUCUAGUCCUUCCACAUGUGACGGUAAACAGUGUGUCUGCUGGGGUCCCAUGACACAUCAAGAUUUGAUUUGAUUUAACAGCUCCAAUAAUCUUCCUGGAGAGAAUAUGUCAGAUAAAUUUGUCUAGUUGUUCGAUGUUUCAGCUGCUUAAAUUUCCUCUGAGUCCAGAUUUUCUUCAAACAACCAGAAAAACUUUUUUUUUAUUUUGUGAUGACAAACAUUUUUUUGCUCCCACACACUCUCAGCCUUGAACCGUUCACGCAGAAUCAUUCUCACCCGUGUUUUUGGAGUAAAAAGACAGCAGGCUGUACUAUAGCCCACAUUGUACUGUAAAUAGACUGGUUGUCAUGGUGACUGUAGCUUCAUAUGAGUUUGCAGGAGCAAGUGGAGUGAGUAAUCCUACGUCUGCUCUUCAUUCAGCCAUAAUAGAGGAGGUUCGAGUGAAAAGUUCUUAGUGUGUGUGUGUGUGUGUGUGUGUGUGUGUGUGUGUGUGUGUGUGUGUGUGUGUGUGUGUGUGUGUUUAUGUGGGAUGUGUCCUGAUCCUGAACGUGUUUGUGUGUACAGUGUGAGGUAGCUGCUGGCUCCAGGGCUGAAGCGGUCCUCAGCCUGGACCUGCGAUCUUCCUCAUCCAGCUGUUUCCCGUAGAUUACACUAAAUGUGUGGACUUGGAGUUAAACAAACAGAUUUGUUAUCUGGACUUCAGUGGAAAAUUGAAGCUAAGUCGCCCCAGACUGAGACUGUUAAAAUCUGGUUCUGCUUUCUCAAAAACUGCUGAUGAGGUGCCGCUCAGUAACGCCCUGCUGGAAACCGACAAUAAAAACUGAACUGGAGCUCCUCCAGGUGUUAAUGCCAACAGUUAGACUGCACUGAGUUACUCAUAGGAGCGAAUGGGCUUUUAUUAAGAAGCAGCAUUACACACUUCAUAUGAGGAAGAAUCUGGGAAACUCCAGCUGUUGACCUGAGUGAGUCAGCUGACAUUAAACACAGCGCUCCAGUGUCCAGGUUCAUCUAACAACCAUGAUAACAUUAGAGUUUAUGAAAGGAAGUGAUAUCUAAUGGUUGUUUCUCAGCAGCAGGACUCUUCUCCUACAGAGACAUACUGAUGUAACUCUGUUGACUCUGAACAAGCCAGGUGGACCCUCUACUCUUUAAAACUGAGGAUGCAGCAUCUAUGACUUCCAGUUCUUCGUUGAAAGGACAUCUGGACUUACUUGAGACGUUUCGCCACGGUGAUCUCCACUCCAGAGUCCUGUCUGUUUUUAAUGCCCUGGAGAUCAGGACCAUCCAGUCCUGGUUUUAGUCCUUGUCCCCCUUUAGUUCAGAGAUCUCUCAUGAACUUUAUUCUGAAACUGUUGAACUGUUCGCUCACGCAGUCUCUUACAGAGUCCGGAACCUCUUCCAUCUUCCCUUCUGAGAGACUCACCCUGAAAUUUCCACCGCAUCUGUUAUGGCUCCGAUCCGCCUUCUGCCGCACGAUGGUUACCAUAAUGAGUUGUCUCUCUAAAGACAGACACAUAGACAUAUAAGCAGUAGAUUGUGUCCAUCCAGAGGAGGAAAUCUACUUCUAGACUUCUAGAAUCAGCAUCUCCUCAUCCAUGGUGUCAUCGGGGUGAAAUGACGUCUAAAAACCUUUCACUUGUUCGUCUCCGCCCGUUUGCAUGGUGUGAAAUACGAUCCUCCUGAAACACGGAGUGUUUUAUUUUGAAAAGAAGCCGGAUGUUUUAUUUUGUGUCUGUGCCCGACUUCCUUUCCAGCACGGGUUAAUCUGUGCUGAAUUUAUCCGCCAAUCGAAUCGACAUGUUAACUUGAAUGGAAACGAUCAGCUGCAAUCGGCGCAUACGACCUUUUAGUAGCCGUUCUGGAUGCGGUGGAAAUUGGGGGUUAGCCUCUCUGAAAUACACUUAAACUUUAUCGAUCAAAAAUUGUUAUUACCAACAUUUCACAUAAACUCUGAUGGACCUCAGACUGUGACUUUCCUCCUCUUUGAAAGCCUGAUCUGUGUUUUUCUUUUCGUGUCCAUCUCUGGAGGCUGUGGCAGAUCACUCAGACUGUGUUCGGAGACUUUCUAUUUCCAGGCUGCAUGAGCCAACUCAGCCGCAGAUGCUGACAUAUGUAAAGCUACGGCCUCAGUGAGGAUUUGUAAUGCAAGCAAAUAAAAAUUCAUGUAUGGAUGAUUCCUGGUCAUGCAGCCGUCCUGGACUGAGAAGAAGCAGAGCGAUGUUGUUGGUGGUAGACUGUAACCUGCCCUGCCCUGAAGAAAAGCACCCACCCUCAUUAAAUGCUAUUAGGCUCCGACUUUACUCGACAGCGAGGAGGGGGGAGUAAGAGACGAGCUGGAGGAGGAUUUGGAAAGUUCAGCUCAGCAGACAGCUGGCCUGAUGUUAGAGUUUGAGUGUUUUAGUUUUUUUGAAUGAACUUCAGCUGAUGGAGGUUUUUGUGGAGCCCUGAAGAGGCUGCAGGAGUAUUUUUAGAGCUCAACAGGAGGCAGACCCCAAGUGGGGAACAGCUGCAUGGGCGCCCGUGGCGUUGCCUGUCAGAUUAGAGAGGCUACCACUCCUGAUAAGAAGGGUCUGGACCACGGCCAAAUCCACUCCACCAGGUGGCCGCUGAUGACAGAGCCAGACGCCCUGAGACGGACAGGGAGACAGACUUUUUCACGGCUGAGGGUGAGCAGAAACAUGGACCAGGAGAUGAGAGAGGUUCCUGAUUUAGUCCUAGGAUGGUGGGAGUGAGUUUUUUAUUCUUUAAGUCUCUGCUCGUUCUGGGUGAGGGUGCGGAGCAGAGUCCGUCUUUCUCUGCGUUGGGGUGAGUCUCGGUCCUCAGAGGUUUUUCUCAACGGUUGUACUCGGUGUUCUUGUUUCUGUCCGUGUGUUGAUGUUCUGUGUUCCCUCCCUCCUGCAGGCCCUCCCUCACUGAGCAGGCAGAGAGAGGUGACCGUGCCCCUGCCUCCCCCCCACCUCCGACCUCAGACUCCUGCUUCCUGCCCGCCCUCCCACCUCACCUCCAAGUCGGCGCUGAGUUCCCCACUCCUCCUCCCACACCCCCUGAGAGGCGCACGCUUGAGAACCUACCAACCCCACCUGCAUCCCCCUCCUCACCUCCUCCUCCUCCUCCCCCAGCCCCUGCCUCCCCUCCUCUACCUUCUGCUCGCCAGUUUGAGGACCACCUCCCUGCCUCUGCACCCUGCAAACCCCCUCAAAGGUAUGACAGUUUUGUUGUUAAAAAUGUGUUUUCACUCUGAAGCCGUCUUCUUCAUCUUCUUCUUCUUUUCUUUGUCGGUCAGAGCUCACAGACCUCACAGUCGAUUUGUCUUGUGCUGCUGACACUAGUCUCUUUAGCCUCCUUGAUGAAAAGUGGUCAUGUCCUUAUCCUUUCAACCCCAGAUCAGUCAAAUUAGGGCAUUAAGUCGACAUCUGGCACACUGACACACCGUUUAGAUGUCGAUUCACAGAGCUUCACUAAACCCUGAUCAUCCACGUAGUUCCCUUAUUUCACCUCAAAUCUAAGUUUUUGCUCUUUUAACAGAAUUUUUUUAGUAUUUGUGUUAAAUUGUAAAUCUGUAAAAAAAAGCUGAUAAAGCUACGGUUAAGUUUAGGCAAUUAGACAACUUAGUGAAUAAAACUUCUGAAAAAUUUAGGACUGCUUGCCCUCAAAUUUUCAGAAUUGCCCAUAAAGACUGAGAUUUUCCCUGUUGAAACUGGAGGUGUAGAAAAAUGUUGAAAGUAGCUUCAUUAUUACCUGCACAAAAAUCACACUGAUUGUUUGGUAUCUACAUCAUUUACCCCUCUUUAACUUCAUAAAGACAUCUGCUCUUUAUGACUUCUUCCAGAUAUUUUUAAGUGGGAUGUCAGUAAAGUCAGGGUAAAAUAUUUCAGCUUUUGCUUUCAUGGAGGUGACUUUAAGAAAACAAGAGCUGCUGCUGAUUGGUCCAAGAGUGGUCUCUUAUUCGUAUUAUCUGCCCCUGGUAUCUUCUUGUGUUGUACUCUGAGCUGAUUUCUCCUGUUUUGUGUCUCAUUGUGACCGAGAUGAGCCGUCAGCAUCUCCACUCUCUGCUGCACUGAGCUGCACUGUGCACUCUCAUCCUGACAGAGUUAAAUUCUAUAUACAUUAAGGAUGAGAAUUCAAAGUAUUCUCCUUGAGAAAUCAGUUCAAAUCAGUUUGUGAUUACAGCAACAAACUGGAUAUAACUGACUGUAAUGCAAAGCUGGAGAACAUAUAGACGUGUUAAGUUGUUUAACACCCUCAAUAUAUCACCAUCUGGAUCAGUCUCAUGAAAAUAACCUCUGUGGACAUAAAUAUAUAUAUUCAUGCAGCACAAGGAUCAAACUACUAAAUAAAAAGUAGCUUUAAUCAAACACAAACAUAAUAUUUCACUUAUUUCAGUUUUCUGAGUCAUUUUCGUCAUUGAGGAAAAUAAGCUCGCCCACAUGGACGGUGACAGUCGAGAGCGCAACUGGGUCACAACCGGUCUGGGGACAGAUAACCUACAAUCUGGAGGCCCUGAUGUUGCUGGUAUGCACACCAGAUACUCCUGAGCCAGCUUUGCCAGUCCUGGAAAUCUCCCAGCAUGCUCUGUAAAAAAGCUCUUGACCUUUGCAUCUGUUUAGUUCGUGAUCGUGAUUGCUCCUCAGUUGCUCAAUACUCGUUAUACAUUACUGAUCCACACUUAAGUGAUGAGCUUAACGGAGAGGAAUGCUUCCUACCAGUUUAUUUUGGAGUUGGUUUAUAACAGAUGGGACUAAAAAAUCAUGAUUUAUAUGCUCCUUUCUUCCUGGACCAAGUCAGCAAAAAGCAGUUUUUCUGAAGAGGCAUAAAAAGAAGUCAGCAGCACAGAUGGUCCCGUUUGCUUUUGUAGGUCAUAUAGAGGAGUGUGUAUAAAUUUAGCCUGUGUUAAAAACCCUCACAGGAGCUUUAAUUCUGUGUGCAGAUCCUUUAUAUUACGCGCAGCAUGAUUCAAAAUAAACCCCGAGGAACUUUUGAGCAAACCACGUCAUAAAAUUACAGACGAACUCUGCUGUUUGUUAAUGUAUGAAGGAGCUGCUCAUGGAAACUCCUCUGUAAACUGUGUAAUUGUGGCUAUAGGAGGAGAGUCAGAGUCCAAUCUGGAUCUUUUCUGAGCACUUCCACUCCACUUUAUUUCACUAUUAACACAGCUCGUCUCUUCAUACCCACUCAGAGUAUUAAUGACCAUUUUAGUGAACCUGAUCUGAGUGUGUAGCACCCUUCUGUCGGCACAAACACACUGACUUUCAUUCAUAACUCUCCUCAUUGUUUAACCAUCAGGGCAGGGUCCUCUCUCCUCCCACGUCGCUCCUCUGGAGUCCUCCUCGGAUUUGUAAUUUACCAGAAAGACUAUUAAAGAGGGAAUGACUCAGCCACUUUGACAGCGCGCUUCUCUUUACGGCCAGCAGGGGGAGUUUUCCCCUCACAGAGCCCAGAGUUCAUGUCCAGCCUGUGUCUGCUCUCUGCUGUCUGGAUGCAGCACAAGGAGACAAACCAGCGCUCAUAGUUUCCAACACGCAUCAAUGUUUUGACUUGAUGUUUGACUGAAAACUGGCCGACAUGACGGAGCGCCGCUCCUUCACUGAUGGAGUUGACUGUCUGAGUCUGCAGCUGCUGAAUCUGAAUGAGUCAUUCUCAUUUUAUGUUAAAAAAAUUAUAAAGUUUCUAACUGCACAGCCCUGUCUCAUUACAUUUAAAGAUUAUAACCUUUAUUUUGAUUUCAUAAAAUAGACCAAAUCUGAGGAUAUAAAAUUCACAACCGAUAUAAAGUCGUCUCUAAAACACGGUGGUCUGUUUGAAAAGACUCCAGGGUAUUUUUUAUAACCCUGUUUGUCUUCCUAAGUACCUCCCUCGCUCGGUGAACACCAGAGUUUUUAUAAGACGAGGCUCUCAUGGUGUUGUUUAUUAUUUAUGAUAUCAGAGAGGAGCGUUACAGAGAUCCAGAGAGGGCAGAGACGUUUACUGAAUAUUAGGACUGAGUGACACAGCUGGUCCUGAAAUACAGGGAUUUAUACCAUCACACCUGCAGAUAGGACAGUAUGAAGUAUUUAUAGGAAGAGUAUAUUCAGUUUAAAAACACUAAAACCUCCAAUAUUAACUCCUAACACUCACAGUCCUAACGUCGAUACCUGAUGUGUGUAUUUUUCCACCUCUUCUACUCUGAAAACAGUGAAUCUGCGGAGCGGCUCCCUCACGUUUUACUCUCCUGAAGAGUCCCUGAUGGUUAAAAAUGAAAAAGUGAUUCCCCUGAAACUUCAGCUUUAAUCAGCGGCUCAGGACUCCUUCAUUCUUAAAGUGCAGCUGGAUUUGAACAUUCAGUGGAGACGGUCUGAGUAAGAUUAAAAUCUUACUAUAAAUAAAACUUUAAUGGCAUCAGGACACGUGUGCAGGUCGGACUCUUUUUAGUGACGUGCAUAUCGCUGCUCUUACAAGGAGAGAUGAAAUGCGUCUGAAUGAAACAUGUUUAGAGAACAUAUUUCUGAAAACGCAGACAGGAGAAGUCUGUUUUUUCAGACACAGCCCGAGGAAAUUGAUCCCACGAGUGAUAGUUUAUGAGAGCAGUUCAUCUUUUCUCCGACUCCUCCCUCCCUGAUCUGCAGAGCCGGUUCAAUAACACACAAGAUGCAUUUAGAUAGUUCCACCUCGGGGUGAAUGUUAUCCUUUUUAAUGCACACACAAAUCAGUCAGAGGCCCUUUAAUCCUAACUGUGUCAUCAUCAGGGAUGUUUGUCUGCAGCUGCAGCAUCAAUUCCAGCUUCUCUGGAGCGUCUGAAUGAGUGUGAGCGAGAAUUAAACAUCAUUCAAAUUCAGCUUUUUAAUCAGUUUCUGUUGAAUCAGCUGCAGGAAGUCAUUCAUUUGGUUUUAUCACCUGCUCAGUCUGGUAAAUUUUCUAAGACGCCCCUCAGGAGGUUUUUGUGUUGAUGAGUUUCUGUCUUUGUGCUCCUCCCACCCUCAGGGUUGUGUUUUCGUUGGUUAGUGCCAAAUUCUGCUCAGAUUUCUUUAGUAUUUAGUUUCAUGAUGCAAAGAGAGGGUGCAGCACUUUUACAGGACUCUUCCAGUAUGAAGCAGAACUGUAAAUGAACACAGAGGAUGUCUGUUUUGCAGACACAGCCUGAGGAAAUUGAUCUGAGUUACUCCUGAUGCUUUAUGGGAAGGUGCAGCCAAGUGUGGUCGAGCAGCAGUUUAGGUUUUAUUGCAAACUGCAGUUUACAUCAUCUUCAGGAAUCCAUGUAAGCACGAUGAAUUCAGCAUCUGCGCUCCUAAAAAACCUGUUUUUAUAACUGAUUCAGGUGAAGCUGCAGGACUCCUUUAUCACCUACAGAGAGAGCUCCUUAUAAACUGUUCAACCCGAGUUUGUGAUCCUGUCCUCAAGAUUAUUAGAGUCUAUAAGAGACAUGAUGAGUAUGCAGUUUAUCCACCUCGGUUUAUUUGAGUUCAGCAGUUUUGGAGAGGAUAACAUUUCAGCUCAAACCGGUUUGACAAAGACGGCUCACAUUUCUACUCCACACUCCUGUUUCUGCUUUAAACAAGAUGUUAAUGUUUCUAAGAUGGAGCAUCUUUCAUUAACAAUAUCACAAAUGGACUUUUUUAAACCGGGCUGCACCAGCGUUGGAGAACUGAAACACCACAUUCAUAAUGUGUGUGAGUAUUUAAGACAAAGUGCACAGGUGACCGAUGAAACUCUGAUGAUUUAAUAAUCGGCUUAAAUCCCCUCAGAGGAGCUGCAGGCGUCAAUCUGAGCCCAUAAAAACAAAAGUCAGAGUCUGCAGAAAAACAUUCACUUCUCAAUGAAGGACGUUGGAUUAGCAUGAAUGUAAAUAUGACAGAAACCGGCCGAGAAUAAAGAAGACUUCACGUUGACUCUGCAGCAGCAGCGGUGGCGGCGGCGGUGGAGAGUGACCCUGAUUCCUCCAGAGCGCUGUUAUGAAUCUUUAAGUAAACUGCCAACGCCAUAUCUUCCACUGCAUGAGUUUGUUGAAUUUUUCAUUCCUCCAUUUUCUUCAGCCUACAGCUGAAAGCAGAGAGCAGAGCCGGCUCUUAAAGAACCCUGAGAGGAUGUUUAUUUCACUCGUUCAGAACAAUAGGAGGUUCACAAACACGCGCUCUGCUGCCCCACAUACAUCUCUGAACCAGAGACCAGGGUCUGCGCGGGGUUACCGAUCAAUAUUAGUGCUUUAGCAGGGGGUCUGUGAGUGGGUUACAUUUUUACAUGUCCCCUCAGGCUGGGAAACAUCGACCACAUCGAUAUUCAUCAGUUAAUGGACUCCACGUUUACACCCAAACACUCUGGUGUUCGGAGGGACACAGACUCUGGGUUUCUGUGUCCUUUUGUUCAGUCGGUCUUUUCAGGGAUUCGACACCUGAAACCUGUAAAUCUGAGUGAACAGAGGCGCUGCAGGCUGGUUUCACUGUUGUAGUUUCCUGCUUUCCUCACUUUCCCAUGAGCGUACAAUAGAGUUAUUCUUCUCAUAUUUCCACAGCGCCUGAUCCUGCCUCAGUGACCAUCCCGCUGCAGGACAGUUUCACCGACUGUGUCACACGUGGUCAGACCGAGUAUCAUCUCCGCCGCUGCUGCUGCUGCUCUUACUGUCUUUGUUGCAGGUCAUGGUUUGAUGAGAGUGCCAGUAAAUUAGAUCAGCAGCUGAGUCUGCGGCCGGCCCGGGGAUUCAGCAGAGGCAGUUUUCAUUAAGAAAUGUGGGCGCUCUGAUGUCAGGAAGCAUACGUCCCUGUCUCUGCAGCUCAGAGUGACCCGUCUGUGAUGAUGAUUCAGUUUGAUUUUAUUGUUUUUUCAUGUGAAGAUAAUACUCCAGCACAGACAAAUAACCCUAACAUUAAAAUACACUCUCAGAUUACAAAUAGAGCCACACCUGGGAGAUACUUCAGGACACUCCAGCUGCUCUAAUCGGCAUGAGUCACAAGUACCCCCCAAUUAGACCGUCUGUUUAAGAGAUUAGAUUAAUGGUCUCUGCUCUGCUCGGCCAAUACCGUCACUGCAGUGCAGAGGUGCGGCACACAUGCCAACAAAAUCCUGCUGCAAAGUUUGACAAGAGCUCAAAGUACCAGGAUGUUAGAAGAUGAUCAGAACUGUUCCAGUCUGAGCCUCUCGGGUUUUUCAUGUCUUAUUUUUAAGACUCGGUCAAACAACCAUGCAGCAGGUUUAAUCUUCAUCUACGGGGGCUUUGGUUCGACGCUGUGACUCAAGAAGACUCGUUACCAAGUCAUUUAUGUUCAACCAUGGAUGAGAAUUGAUAAGAUUUUAUUGAUAUUGAUGCCAUUAUUGAUUCUGAAUAUCGAUUCAAUUCUUUAACGAUUCCCUUAUCAAUGCCGCUGAUAAAAAAAAAAAGUAGACGAUAGGUUUUUACCGUUAAUUCAAAAUUUUAUUGAGACUGUGAUAACUGAAGAAGAUGUAUGCCACACUUUCAGCCUACUUUUCGUACCGUCUGCCAUGUUUUUUCCCUCAAAGUCUCUGUUUCGGUUCCCGUAGACCGCCUCUUGAGAGACCGUUUUUCAAGGCGCGGGGAAGAAGGGAAUCAUUACGAUAAAAUGUAAAUGAUGUUGAUGGAAUGAACCGUUUUGAUUUCCAUCCCUGUUUACAACUGCGCUGCUUCAAUUAACCCAUGAUGCUUUAUUAAUUGGAGGGUAUUCAGUUUGUUUUAACUGUCCUUCUAUCUUUUUGGUAAUUUAUAUCCUGAUUUAUUCCCCGUCUCAGUUACACAGUAGUGUUGCUCUGUGUUUUCCUUAAUCUAUUUUUUUCUUUUUAUAGAUUAUCUUAUUUCGUUAAAGCCUUUCACAUAUCCUACUCGUGAGUGAGGAUAAUCUCCCAGUUGACAUUUUUAGUGUCUUUGCUAAAGCGUACAAGACUGUAUCAUCUGCAAACAGCUAACAGACAGCCUACUGACAGCUUUUAUUAUUAUUAUUUCAUUUAUAAAAAGGGUGAAAACUGGAGAGCCCAACACUGAGACUUCAUGAGCAAAUACUUAAAAAACUGUAAACAGUUCUGGUCACAUUCUUUAAUAAAACAACAACAAAGAUUUGAUGGAGUUGAAGGUUUUGGAGGAUUCGUCUUCUCUGUUGUGUAAAUUCACGCUGGUGCAGAGCUCCUUUCUAAGUUGCUUGAAUGAAAGAGGAUAUAAUAGGGUCAGAGUUGAAUAAUGCACACACACACACACACACACAUAGUUUUCCCAGAGUCUAUUGUUUACUUCAGGCAUCACUCUGGUUGGCUACGCUGAAGGCUGGAAGCUUCCAUUGUGUGAAAAGGAGGCGCAGAAAUGACAGUGUCACUCAGCCGGGAGGAGAGGAAAGAGAGGGAGGAAACGGAGACGGAGACCGACGGGCUGAAGGAGAAAACCUCUGUGAGAUGUUGGCGUUUCAGGGGUCUGCCAUUGUUUAGCUCCCCUGCAUAGUGGCGAGAAAAGCUGCUUGUCUUUUUAAAGGCGCCGGGGGCUGGAGUCAGGGGAGAGAGUGAAGGGGAGAGAGGGGGGAGGAGGCAGCAGCAACACAGCUCAGCGAUAUCAGAGAGGAGGACCUCACAGACUCGUGCACGGCAGCAAGAAAGCAGGAUUAUUGUUUCAUCCUGUUUGUUUUGGAUUAUUCGCUCUGUGACAUUCGCUCCUCUUGGGUUACGUCUUAUUUUGUCGGUGCUCCACAUGAGGAGCAGGAAUAUUCACGGUCUGCAGAGGAGCAGAGGCUGAGGAUGCAGAGCACAGAGUCAGGAGCCUCUUAAUCAUCCGCCGCCGCUCUGCUCCUGAUGCGAGCAGGAGUCGCUCAUCCUCUGCACUGCAGCACAGAGAGCUCCGCCGCCGCCGCCGCCGCUGCUGCUCGCUCCGUCUGGCACACGCUGCCAACCUCGUCUGCAAGGACCGGAGCGAGAGAGGGGAAGGUGUUUUCAGGGGGGGGAGCAGGUGGAUGUGGAGGGUGGCUGGAGAACAGCAGCAGGCAGGGGGGAAGGGGGGGGAAGAGCUAGCCGAGGAUGGGAGCCAACGAGUCCAUGGAGCAAGGACAGACCCCCUGUCCCUCUCAAGAACACAUGUGAGUCUAACUUCAGAUGAAACCCCGUCUGAAGGUUUGAUCUCUUUGUUUGGAACAGAGCUUUAAUCGGUCUGCGGUACAAUAUCAGUCUUCAUUUCUGUCUACAGUGUGAUGUUCUCUGCAGGUUACAUCCACUGAGUGUAACUAUGAGAGAGACUAUUGUUGCUUUUAUUGUUGCCAGGUGAUCAGCCUCUGUCAGACGCUGCUUUUCUCACCUCUCAGAGUUUUAAUUCCUUUCCUUCUCUCACGUCAUGAAUCCUUCUUUUAUUUACACGCUAACAUCAAGUGCUGCACACUGACCACGUUAUCCUUAUUGUUGUUGUUGUUUUUGUGAUGUAAAUAAGGAGGAGAGAGUCGGCGCAUGUGCAGACACGUGCGCUUCAUUAUGCCGAGGCUUUGUACGGCGCGUACGGGCGAAAACGUAAGAACCAGAAUUAGGCAACCAGUGCAGUAGGUGCCGCUGGGAGGCUGGGAGGCUGUGAGGCUGGGAGGCUGGUGGGGUGAUGUUUUUGUUCUGCGUGAAGGAGGACGUGAGAGCCGCUGAGGGAGCAGGAGCUGGUGACGGUGUAGAAAUAGAACACGCUGUGAGGGGGUGGAGGAGGACGAGGAGAAGAAGUUAGAGUCAGAGAGAGGAGGAAGAGUGCUCCACUUUACUGUGUUUUAUUUAUAUCUCAGACACGCCGCUGCACAGGGGAACGAGGACCGGGGGAGAAACAGAGGGAGGGAGGGGGGAGGAGGAGUGUUUGAGCCUCCUGUAAUGUAGGAAUAAAUGAUUUAUUACAUCGUACAGUUUUUUUUAUUUAUUAAAGUCUGUCCACAGAAGACUGAGGAUGUAGAUGAAAAUACCAGCUGCAGAGAGCAGACCUGGUUCUGCUGGGAGGUUGUGUAAGCGGUUUUCAUCCAGGUGUGGAGAGCACCUGAACCAUCACUAACAAGGACUGUGAGGCUCUAAACUGAGUCUGAAACAGAUUUUCAGGUUUUAGUCCUUAGAGUCAGAAUCAGAGUCCGGGUCGUGUUGUGGUGGAGUCCUCAGCAGUAAUCUGACUGAUCUCAGUGUCUGGACCUUCGGUUUGGACCCCCUCCUCUCUGCUGCUCUGACUCCAGACUUGACCCGGUGUUGUUUAAUGUGCCAUCUGCUCGCAGUUAAAGUCUCAGAUUAGGCCGGAUGAGGUAUUACUCCUGGAGAUUAUCUCAGUCUGACACUCUUUGUGUCCUCGCCGGCUUCUUUGUUUUGGAUUUCCUCGACAAAGGGACGCGCAGCUCUCUGCUGAUUGAAGUUGACAUCAGUCUGGACUGAGAGGAGGACAUCUGCUCCAUCAGACAAACCCUCUCUGACUCCGUCUGUUUAUAUCUGAACCUGCAGAAAGGUGCAGAGUGAUCCUCCGUGAGUUUUCAUUUCCUGAGGUCGGAGCACAGAGCUGCUCCCUGUUCACCACAUCACAUCUGUGUCAAACUGCAGAGGCUCUUAUAAAAUGAAAAAAAAAGAAAAGGAUUUAGUGUUUUUCACAGUGUGUACAGUGUGUAUGAUGUAAUACUUCUUCAUCAUAAGUCAUCACAGAGAGAAGAGGACAGGAGCGCCCUCUGUUGGUUUGAUUCAGUCCACAUAGCUGAGGAUAAUAAUAAUACAUGUGCUUUUUAGUGUGUGAAUUUUGGAGAUGAGUGUUUGCGUUAAUGGAAAUCUUAAUAACUGUCUUUGAAUAUGCAGUUUAGUUCAUGUUCAUCAAAAAGAGUUUAAUAUUUACACACAACAAUCAUCUAUUCAGUGGUUUUACAGGGAGAGCAAACCUCUCCUCUGUUUCAUCUGUAGAGCAGUUUGCAGAGGCCCCACAUGAAUUCAUCUGAUGAAAAACUACAGUUCUUUGUUUUACCCAGAUUAGGGUUAUUCCCACCGAGCAUUUUAAAAGACGUUAAAUAGACGUCUAAUGAACGUCUGGGCUAAAAUCGGUCUAUUACUGGUCUAAAUAUGAAGGUUUUUUUUAGCCGUCUAAUAGACUAAACUAGACUGUACACUGACCAAGACUGUUAAAAAUGUUUGAAUCCUACAUUUGGCCAACAUUUAUACCACCUACAGUUUUUAAUUAAAUAUUUAAUAAUUAAUGGAUUAAAUUCUUUCGUCUAGAUUUGUGAUAAAAUACAGACCGAUUAUAGACGGGCGGAUUUCUGUCUAAGCCUCAGUGGGGUGUUACUCGUUUUUUUUGGUACACAACUUUACACUUCUCUUUUUUCAAAACAAACAAAAAUCAUAUUUUAUUUAUAACACUUCAUACGACGUUAUAUUGAAGUGUUGUGGUUUCUAAACUGCUAAACUGUUUCACUUACACUGAGAAAAAUACAGACCGAGCUUCUUUAUUUUCAUGUUUCUCAGACAGACAUGCAGCAGGUUAAUAAACAAACUCAUUAUGCAAACAGCUGAUCACAAAUCUGUCUAAUUAAAGAUGUAGGAUAUCCAAAUAUAGAUGUCUGCUGUCUGUUUGAAGAGAUAGAUGAUGAAUGGAUAAGAAGGGGGCGGGGUUAAAGGUAAAGAGAAAGAGAUGAUGGUUGUGUUUACACAGACGAGCUUAAAGAUGGAGCGAACACGCAGCAUCAAACCCACUGAGGCUAAUCACACCGCCAUCCCUCCAUUUAUCCCCCCAUCAGUUUUAUCCAAUCACAGCUCAUCGCUCCCGUACAGAGACGUCAUAGUCAGCUUUUAUCCUAAACAAAGAACUGAUGAGAAUCCAUGUUUGUGUUUUAAUGUCCUCAGAGGAGAACAGGUCAAAUAGAGACGGGGUUUGUUUUACGUGUCGGUGCAGCCCUGUUCCUCCUCCUCUCCCCUCCGCUCUGUGAAAGCUGUUCAGACAGUCGGGGUUGGACUCGGCUGAGGAGAGCUCAGACACGUCAGACUGUCUGAAUCGCAGCUUCUUCCUCUUCCUGCUGCUGCUUCACGCUGCAGAGUCUCUGUCUCCGGGCAGUCCUCUCAGCCUGAGAGACGCUGCUAAUAACCGCUGCUCUCUUUGUUUCUAUUCGCCCCCGGAUCCCGACUGCUCGCCCACACGCUGCUUCUCCUCUUUCGAGGUUUAGUCUGUAUCCAGGUAACACAAAAUCUGCCCAAGGUUUACACAUAUUUAAAGAGUCUAAACGCAGAAUAAACUAUAAAUUCCCCCUUUUUUUAAUCUAGACAUAUUCAUUUCCUGUCUGCAGGAUGAUGCUGAUGCAGCCGUCGAUUCCCCAUAAACCUUUAAUUUCUCCUCUCAUCAUAAAACACCUUCACUGCACCUCCUCGGUUUGUGUGUUUGUGUGUUUGUGUUGGAUUGUGUUGGAUUGUGUGCCUCCAGCCCCUCUGAUUUUCUUUUCCCCCUUGCAUCCAUCCUAGUGGAACAUAUGGCGGGAGCAACCUCUUGUUACCAUAGCAACACAGUGUUUGCAGUCACAUGAAAACCCUCCUCUGCAGGGAGACAGUCCAGGGCUGAAACAGGCGCUAAUCACCUCAUUGUUUCACCGUUUUCAGUUUAAUUACCUUGUUUUGUGAAAUUAGCAGUUUUUACACAUGAAGACAAAAUAUCCAGAGGGCGUAAUCCCCGAUAAUCCCUGAACCUCAACAAGGACAUUUGGAUAUAGGAGGUUUAUUCCUGAAUAUAUGCAUGAAUAAGGAAAACAAAGACGUACAAAAUAAAUCAUCCGAACAAAAGAAAACGACCAAAUCUGCAGCGUUAACAGCUGGAUAAGAAGUAUAAGUCUGCUUUAUAUUCCUCUUCAGUCUGACCAUCUGACACUAGGAUCCUGGUCCCAGUUACUGAUCCAGAUGGAUCUCCAGUCAGACCAGUCUGAUCCUGCUGGGACUCAGAGGUCCCUCACUGAGAUUACAGCUUCUCCACCAUGUGCUGCCGUCUGCUUUCGCACCAGAAAACCCUGAAAGUAACGGAGGUGAUUAAAAGGCUCCUGGAUUAAGGAUCCAUUAACCGUAAAGUUAGUGAACAUUUGUCACUUUGGAUCAUGAGUUAUUGAGUUUCCUCGACAGAACACGUCACAGACCUGGACCUGGAACAUCAUGUUGCAUCUGAACUUGCAUAUCUGCUGUCUCAUGGUGUCUCAGGGCCCUUAGGAGAGGAUUUCAGAGAGAGGAGAGAAAUCAGUGAUAACCACAGAUACAGGAGAGCAGCCUUUACUCAAGACACGCCCCCUGUGUCAAAUACCACUCUCUGAUUGGACGCUGUAGCACACUGGAUUUAAUUGAAACUCCAGUCAGUGAUCAGCUGGCACAAGAAGAAGAAGUCUUCACUUUCUCUUCCUCCCAUCUCUUCAGACAUCUCGAUCUGAGACGUAUUCAGGGUCUUAACUUUCAUAAUAAAGACCUGCGAUCUUAUUAACGGCUCACGUCUCAUGACUGUCACGGUCCAGCUCUUAUUUGAUCCAUGUCUGCUCGUAUCCGUGACAGAGCACCCUCACAGGAGGCAGGAAAGCCUGGAGUUGAUCCCUUUAGAUCGGCAGGAUCAAUAAGUCGUAUAGAUUUGCGGGUGUCACCUCACAGGGAAAUCCUCGUCUUCAUGCUCUUGGAUUUGAGACACAGUGGCCUUCUGUUACGGCAAACUGAAAUCUCUGCAAAAUCAGUUUAACUCCGUCUUUAUCAAUAUCUGUGAAAACAUCUUUGUUUGGAGACCCGGAUCUGGGUUAGUCUGGACCUUUUUAAACAGGAAGACUAUAAAUUAUUCAGUCUUUGGUCUUUAGAGCAUCAGAAAGUUUCAGAAAACCUUAUGACAGUUUCUUCAGUUUGCUUCUUUUUUAGACUUUUAUUGACAGCAAAAUAAAAAACUUCCUUCUUUGAAACGUCAAAAAGCUGCUCGAUGUUACACUCAGGAAUCUGCUCCCUGCAGUUUUUGACAUUUCUGCAGAAAAAAAUCUCAAAGGUUUUGAUUUUGAUUGAAAUACUCGUCCAGCUUUGUUCUCCUCUCAGCAGAUCGUCGCAGCUUUCAUCAAACUCGGUGCAGAUAGAAGUAAUGAGCAAGCUUUAUCAGGAGGAGAGGUUCGUCCAGAUCGUCUUUGUUGAUACAGCAAAGAUGCUCAGGAGCAGAAGAGGGAGGGAGGGAUAUGGAGAGAAGAGAGAGAGAGAGCGAGAGAGAGAGAGAAAAUGCAGGCGAGGCGAGGCGGUGGUCUUCUGCAGCCCGUCUCAUUUAGAUUGGGAGACAUCAGCUCCUGGCGGGGAGGAGUGGAGACCGACUGAUGUGGCUACAGCUGACAAAAGGAGCGACGUGAGAGGACUGAAGGUGUAGAUUAGAGACAAAAGGAGCUCGAUAGAGAGAAAAGGAGAGGAGGACUGAGAGGAGGUGGUGCGUCUACCUGUGUGUCAGGCGGCUAACGUGGUGCGGAGAGGUGCAGCCCACCGGCAGCCAUGGCAGUGAGUGCGUGGCAGGCUCUGUCUCCACUGCAGUGGGCUCGCUGGGGCUGGGACACUCUGCUGGGAGGGGCCGGAGACGGGGACAGUCCCAGUUCAGAUCCGACUCUGGGGCUGCUCCGGAGUCUCUCCUGGGGCUCGCGGCAUGACAACCUGAUCAGGGAGGCCGGGGAGCUGGUCAGACAGAGGUGAGACAGGAGGAGGCUGAGGCAGUUAUUGAUAAUAACCGAUCAAUAGAGCCUGGAGGCUGAACGUCAGGUUAUCUGGUGAGCUGGCUUUGUGUGAAUAUGUGUGAAGGAGAAAAAUCAAUAUUUCUUUUUCUGAGGAGGAGAAUAACCACUAACACAGUUCUGCUUUCUUCGUGUGUUCAGUCUACUGUCGAGGAGAAAUCAGUCCGAUCUUUGUUCCCGAUCUUUGUUCCCGAUCUUUGUUCCCGUCUUCGUUUCACUUUUUCUUUGUCAGAUCCAGAGGUGGUCUUGUGUGUAGAUAGGUUUGGCUCGUGUGUGUUGAGGUGGGGUCAUUAUGUGUCUCAGAUGUGCAAUUAUCUGUCGCUUCACUGCAGAUUCAGCGUUUUCAUUUGAAGCCAUAAGGUCCAUAAAACUGCUCUGCAACACAAGCUAACCCGGAGCGAGCGGCGUAUUAAAACUGCUAACAUGAGUGAUAACAGCAUGACGAUAAAGAAACUGCUGAUCAAAACUCUGUAAAGAGGUUUUAAAGACCUUUGAAUGAUAGAAGAAUUUAAAGAAAUGUAGAUUAUGGAGUUUAUAUAGUUCAUUACAGUCUGGAUGUUUGUUAUUAUGGGGUCACUUUGAUGAUCCAUGGAUCUCUGGUUAAUGCAACAGUGUUUGUACUCUUCAGGAGCUCCACUUUGGUUUGCAUUAACUAGAUAUGGACUCACUGAAGUCCAAGUGUGAUUACUCUCUGACAUCCAGUGAUCCCUCGUUAAUGUAACCGCUUCUGUUCCCAUCAAGAGUUCCAGUCUGGUUGCUUUCUCUGUUUCAUACUAUUCCAUUAAGUGUUGUUAUAAGGUGCAGAAUUUCCACAGUAAUUUUGUUUACUUUCUGCCGUCCAGUGAUCCCUGGAUAAUGCAACUAUUUUUGCACUCUUCAUUAUUUCCAGUUUGGUUACUCUCUCCGUUUCAUACUUUUAUAUUCAAAGUCAAUGUGAUUUGCAUUUAUAUUUAGUCAGUGAAAAUGCAACAUUUCACUCUUCAGGAGUUCCACUUUGGUUGUUAUCUAUUUAUUUGUACUCCAGCAGUCAGUCAGUGUCUGUAAUUAACCUCUUAAUGAUGUCAGCCCUCGUUGGAACAUGACAUCCAAAAAAACUGUGUCUGAAUUUGAAGUGCUCUCUUUGUCACAUAUUUAUGUGUUUUGUUCAGAUUGAUUUUUACGUAAUAGCCCUUUUUUAAAGAAGUGGAUGCCUUAAACAAAGAAAAAACCUUUGAUGUGUCUCUACGUCUGUCCUGGACGUUCAGGUUUUUAAAGGACAAUCAGGGACACUAUAAGGAUUAGAGACUUUGAUACCGAUAUAACCCGGUUUCUUUUGAUUGGCACUUAUAGAUUCACACGGAGUCGAGGAUUAAACAUCACCGCUCAUUAGCUUGUUGUCACUGUGAUCGUUUUCGAUGUUGGUCAAACUGAAAACUGGACACAACAGGGUUUAAUAUUCGCUCCCCUUCGUUAGUGAAACCAACAGACCGUACAGAUACUUCCGUCUUUACACCAUAAACUUCAUGAAUACGGUGAAUUAAAAGUGAUCUUGUGUCUGAGCUCAUCCUCUCAUGACGUCAGUGUCAGUGAUCCGGAUUCAGUCCAGGAGAUAUCAGAGUGAUUCAGAGCCGCUUUGACUCAACGCCUCCUUAUUAUCCUCCUCUCUCACAGGAGCUCAGACUCGGAUGGAGCCUUUGAGACCCCUGAAUCCACGACUCCAGUGAAGGCAGCUUCUCCAACAGAGCCUCAACUCCAGCUGCUACCGUCUGAUGACAAAGGUAAAGUAAGAGCAUCCCAAAGAGUCAGAUUGUUGCACCAUCUAGUGGAAUAAAGAUGUACUUCUCACCUGGGGGGUUAUCUCUAGGAACAGGCUGACCAAUCAGCUCCGUCUGUCUUAUGUGGUCAUUUUUCUUGGCUCUCAGUCCCACUCUGAGACUCUGACUGAAUCAUUUAAAGCAGAUUUAUCUCUAUGAUUGCAGAAGUCGUCUGCAGCUGUUCUCUCUGCAGGAUCACACCUGAUAAAAUCUGAAAAUCCAGAUUCAGAUUUCUCUUCUUAAGCAGCUGCAUUAAAGCUCUUUCGUCUCUCUGUUUCUUCGCAGUAGCAGACGUCUCAGUCGCUGAUCCUGCCCCAGACUUAACCCCGGCAGACAGACCCUGCAGAUCCCCGUCUGUGGUGUUCGAUGAGGACAGACCCAUCGCAGCCAGCGGCACCUACAACUUUGAACUUUUGGCCUCGGAUUUAACGAGUCCGACUCUGACUCGAUCCCAGAGCCUCCAGGGAGGAGAACUCGACGGUGCAGACCUGCUCGACGGAUCGUCUGCGGGAGGUUUUCGUACACACUCAGAGUCCUUCAGCGUGGGCAGCGGGAGCGCUCCCGGGACCCUCCACAGACCGAAGAAAGUCCGUGCAGGCUCUUUGAAAAAGAAACCCCUCCUCAGACAGAACUCUAAUCCCGAGAGUCCCAGACCAGCAUCAUCCAGUAACACCCCUGAGGUCAACAGGAGGGCGAAGCCGCGGACCUCCAGCCCUCUUCAGGCUCCGGAGGAAGCAGACGGAGGAUCUGCAACCCAGAGCCCUGGAGGAACCCUCCGGAAGACCAGGAAGAGCCGGGUGGUGACCCCUCCUCCUCUGCCAGAGGAGACGAACAAUCCCGCUCUAGAGAAGAGCCUCGUCACGCCCGCCUUACCCCUGUGCCAGGAGGAGACCCCACUUCCUGGAAGCUCCCCGGGCCCAGAAGAAUCCCCCAUCCCCCCCAGCGGCGCCUACAAAUGGGAUCCAGAAAACUUUGAGAACAUCAACCCCUUCAAGACUGGAGGCAGUAAAAUAGCAAAUUCUCCAGUUCUGGGUCGUAAAGAUCCGGUCUUCGCCCCCAUUCCAGACUUUCCAGAAAGCCCCCCAGUCUGUGCCGUAGAGCCGAGCCCCCCGGUUCUCCCUCAAGAGCCGAUCACCAACCCAGAGGAGCAGCCCAUCCUCCCCAAACGUCAGCCGGUAAGGCUGGAGUUUGACUACUCUGAGGAGACCAGCGAGGCGCCGCAGCAGGCCUCUCCCCCACCCAAGAAGGUGGGCAAGAAGCCGGGCGCCAAGAUGCCUCUGAGGAAACCCAAACUGGGGCUGAAGAAGGCCCCCCCAGCUCAGACCGAGCAGCUGGACAACAACCCCCCGGAGUCUCAGAACGGGAACGAUGAGGAGAUCCCCAUCCACAAACCGUACAACUUUGAACCCGACAAAUGGGACGAUCCGAACUUUAACCCCUUCUCCUCCAAGAAAGGGAUCAGAAACUCGCCCAAACUGUCCAGACCCUCUUACACCUUUGACCCCGAUAGCUUCGAUGACUCUAUAGACCCCUUCAAAUCCUCCAACAAGAUGGCCAACUCCCCUCCCAAAGCCUCCGCCUCGUUCGAAGUGUCGACCAGUGACUUUGACAACGAGAACGAGAACGACAACAUCGCAGAACUGGAGGACCAGAACCAGAACAAACCGGCCAAGAAGAAGAAAACUCCCAUCAAAUCGUAAGUUGACGUUCGAUUUUUCACGUAGGAAGAUUUUCAUCCUUGUCGGUGAGUCUGUGUCUGUUCCUGGUCCUCUCGUCUACUGCCUUUUGUCUGUCUGUCUGUCACCUGUGUCUGUGUAUUCUCAUAUGUCACAGGAAGUCCAAGGGUGUGUCUUCUCUGUGUUGUCUCUUGUAAGUACAGGGACAACACAACCACCUUCACUUUCUAACCCCCUAACCUCCUCCUAUUAACACCAACCUUCACUCCCUUUAUACUCACGAUCACAUGAUCUAAUCCGGUUCAUUUUGAUUGGAGGAAACCUGCUUCUUCAGUUCUGUUUGAAGCUUUAUGUUGCAUACAAUAAUCUCGUCUGUCUAAGUGUUGAGUGUAAUGUCACCGUGGUGCAUUUAUAAUCUUAGAAACCUUUGAAAUUAAUGCAAAUGUCCAAAAAUUAUUCAAGCCUGUAUUUGAGAGGGAAGUGAAUCGUUGAUAUUCAUGUAUUCGGGCCGCACAAUCAGCUCAGUCUAAUCUGUGAUCGUGAUUUUGGGCGUGCUGCCGCCGAGUAAACAAGAUGGAUGGUGUUCGUGAUGUAGAAAACUGAACUGGUGAGGCUUGUCACCGAAACUAAGAGGGCAGACAAAAACAAAAGCAGCAGAGCAGGAUGAGAGCAGGUGUGUGUUAGUAAAGCAGAGGGACAGAGGGAGCAGUCCAGUCCAGUCUAGUCCAUAUACCAUAUGUCUCUGUCAGCAUCAGCGCUUCUGUGUUUCCAAACUUUUACUAACGGAGAAGGUGAUUCAAAUUAUUUCAUUAAAAAACAAACAGAAGUGAUUAAAACAUUUAAUGUGGAGAGCUGAGCCACAGACAGACCGAUUUAACCCCUGAUCUUUAUAAUAACUGUGAUAUUAAAUUAGUAAAAAUAGACCAGGUGUAAAGAUAGAUAUGAAUAUAUAGAUAUUAAGAUAUAAAUUCAGAUCCUCAGAGGUAGAAUCGACAGAUCUGAGCAGGAACAUAAACGAUGAUUUUAUUUUAUAUCAUACAAAAGAGGUCUUUAUUUGUCCUCUACAUGCAGGAAUAAUCUAUUCAUCAAAUCCACUUAUUAUAUGAGUCUGUAAAAGGAAGCGAAAACAAAAUCCCUCAGUGAGGCAGAGAGAGAGAGAGAGAGAGAGAGAGAGAGAGAGAGAGAGAGAGAGAGAGAGAGAGAGAGAGAGAGAGAGAGAGAGAGAGAGAGAGAGAGAGAGAGAGAGAGAGAGAGAGAGAGAGAGAGAGAGAGAGAGAUAUCAGGGUGAAACAAAGAAGGUUCUUGUCUCCCUCUAGUGGUCAUUACUGGUAUUUGUUAAACUCGAUGUAAAGGAACAUGGCUCAUAAGUCAUAAAUUGACCUUAAUUCGUCUCAUUUUCUUCUACAAUGCUGAAUUGAAGACUGAAGUAAACACGUGUACAGAUUAACCAGAUUCAUGUUUUACAUUCUGAAUUAAUCUGAAACAACAAACACAGUCAGAAAUAAAACACCUAAAAAAAAGUAAAUUCACACCUGAAAUAAAGAGUUAGGACAGGUAACUUUUCCAUCAUUUCCACAACAUUCAUGUCUAUAAAUCAUCUCCCUGUGGAUCUGUGUGUACGUUAAAACUUAAUAAUCGCUCACUCACGGUCUGGACUUUGCAGUUACUAACAAACCGGUUUAAUCCUCUUUCCAACAUUCCUCAGUUUCAUUCAUUUCAGCCUCACGUAGAGCGCAGUAAGUAGUCCCGUUAGAGAAACUGUAACUCUGAUUUAUGUCCAUGUUUGUCCUGAUUAAUGAUGUUCAGCAGAUAUCAGAGACCUGUGAGGAGAGUCUGGACCUCCAUGUCUGAGUCUGUCUCUCUUUUUCUCAGUAAUACUUUCAGAGUGAAGCGGUCGCCAAAGAAGUCUCCUCUGUCUGAAGUUUGUCAGGUCUGUACCUCCUCCUUCUUCUUCUUCUUCUCUGUAAACCUCUCACGGUCAGUCCGCCUCCAACUCUGACAACGCCGCCUCUUUUCUGCAGCAGGAGCCUCCGCCCACAGAUGAGCCGUCCUCUAUGCACACGCAGGACGACCACGCCACAGACGAGGAGAAGCUGGCCUCUUCCACGGGUCACAAGUGGAACCUGCACGACAUGGCGGCGGAGUUGGACUCAGACCAGCAGGACUUCCCUCAGCCGAGCGACCUCACGUCCUUCGUGAAUGAGAGUAACCUUCCUCACGAGGCUCCGGGUGAGGCUGCGGUUCUGCUCUAAGCUCCUCAGAUGUUUCGUUAUAAAAACAUGCUGGAUAUUGAUUUUGGAUCUGACCUAUUGACCCACUUAUCUGCUGCCCUUUGACCUCCAUCUGGGUCGGACAUGAAAAAGGGAAAGCAGGACUUUGACUCGAUCCUUGAACCCAUCCACCUGAGGCUCUAACGUCUCCUCUCUUUUGUGUUUGACAGCACAAGACUAUGAAAUCGAGUACAUGGAGAAGCUCGGCUCCUCUUCACCGGUGAGUUUUCUUAGCUUCAGUCCCACGCUCUCAUCUCUUAAACGUGUUAUUUUCAUAUUUUCAGGGUCGUCACGGUACCAGAGUUUACACUUUGAUUACUUCCACCAAAAAUAUUUGAUCCCAAUUUUAAAACCACGGGAACAAAUCAAACUCUAGGGCUCUCAGAAAGGUGAAUUUGAUCUGAUUUCACAAACUGUUUGUGCAGAAAAAGUCGGUGAAGACAGACCAACAUUUUAAAAACUUAGAGUCUUAAAGCUCCUAUAGGGGACUUUCAGUUUGUGUCACUGUUGUCGCCCCCCUGUGGACAAAGCUGUUUUUGCUAUUGAAAUUUUUCUGACAAAAAAAAAAAAAAAUCAUCCUACUGACGUUGGAUUGUUGAAUUUAUUGUGAAUAUUGAGUGAAAAUUGUAAAAUCAGGACUGUCUCUUUAGACCAUCUGUCACAAAAACACACGUGGAUCAUUUUUAACCUGCUCUGGUCCUUUUCAAAACUCCUAAAUAUCAAAACUGCAGCAACGAUAUCAUCUUAAAACACCUAGUGUAGGGCUGGGCGAUAAAAAAAUAAGGAUAUAUAUCAAAAGUUAAUUUCUCUCUAUAUUGAUAUGAAACACAGUCAGUAUUUUUUUCAAUAGUCGGCAUUCUGACAUGUUUUGUUUUGCAUGUAAAAUUUCAUUUAAAAGUAACGGGGAACAUUUAAGAUUGACAAGUGAUCUGUUUUAUAUCCUGAUAUAUUUAAAUAUCGACUGAUAUGAAAAAAUAUAUCAUGAUAAACUUUUUCCCGUAUCGCCCUAACCUAGAGUUGAAAUUAUCAAACAUUCUCAGCAGUUUUACAGUUUUUACCAACGUUAACUCGACUCUGUAAGUUUCUGACGUUUCUCUUCUCUGUCCUUCAGCCGCUGUCUGUGAAGAAACCGUCUCUGUACCUGAAGCUGGACUCGGUUUCUGACAACUUAACGAAGAAUGCAAACGAACACGGGUCCCAGCCCAGCUCUCCCUGCACAGGGUACGACUCACACCGACACUCCUCCAUAUGAAGCAGGAUUAAGUGUUAUCUAAACGCACGGCUGCUCCCAGAAAUAACCGAGCCGUGAUGAUCAGGAUCGAUGACUUCACUUAUCACGGGUUACACUCUUCUGUUAUUUAGAGCUUUUCUGCAAAUGGAGCCAUAAUUAUCGAGGUUACCUCAUACAUACAGAUCAGCUGUUCCUGAGACAGCUCUCAUUAUCACUCUCAUCAAUCACAAACAGUUUAUUAAACACCGUGACCCUCUCUCUCUCCUCCUCUCUGUCUCUCACUCUCUCUGCAGGAGUUUUGAGGAGAUGGAAGCCCAGAUCACAGCCGGUAUGAAGACCCCGGUGCUGAGCCCUCGGCCCGGUCCUGAAGGUUCUGCUGGAGACAAAGGCAGGAAGAGAGAGAGCGAGGUUCUGAGCCGAACUCAGAGCACAGAGCGGGACGAGCAGGUGAGGGCGGCUCUUCUGUUAAAGUCCAGAUAAAUGUGGUUAAUUUAAGAACAGCAGUCAUAUUUCUGUGUGUUCACUCACCGUCACGUAGGAGAAGCUGUCAGUUUUAUUUUGUAGUUUUCUCAUCGUCACCCUCUCAUCGUUGAUCGGCUCGUCAGCCUCGUCACUCACACUGAUUCUCAUUAAAGCCUCGUCACUGAGAGCAGACAGCCUCUGACUCAGCUCCCACUGCUGCCACUCAAACACUCAGCGCUUGCUUUGCCUUGCUGACCCCUGCCCCCCCCUCCCUGCCCUCUGCCCAAUCCUCCCGGUGCCCCCCCCCCCUCCCCUUGUAGCCCCCCGCGGAGGCCCCUGCUCCAGCCCCGGCCACGCCCCCAUUAGACAGGCUGUCUGAGUGCGACGACCCCCUGCAGUACCUGGAGCCCGACCUGGCCGAGACCAACCCCUCUGCGUUCGCCCAGAAACUACAGGUGUGUUUCCAGACCUCACAGGUGACCCCCCUCUGUGAACCCCUCAGGCCUUUUCUCCGUUUCUGUGAUUGUCUGUUUUUUUUCUCAUCUUUACAUCCUCUUCAUUUCCCGCCUUUUCUCCUCUGUUGCACUUUUUCUCAGCUUUCUUUGGUGAAGUGAACUUUGUAGGACAGCAGUCGGUUCCUGCUCUAGACUUAAGUCUGUUUUCCUUUUGCUCUCUCAUCCUUGGGCCGCAAACCCCCCCUCCCCCCUUCCCCGUGAAAUCCACGACCCCCCACCCUUCCUUGUGUGCGGCCCAGGAGGAGUUGGUGCUUGCUGCCCUGAGGAUAGAGGCACUGCAGGUAGCCAAAAACAUCUCUCAGUGCCCCUCCCUCUCCGCUGUAACCCCCCAGGUACUGCGUUGAGUCCUGCACCUGCUGUACACCAGUGUGUGUGUGUGUGUGUGUGAAGAGACGCAUCGUGAGUGAGUGAUUAGAGCGCAGCAGGUGUGUGCGAGCAUGAGUGUGUCUCAGCUUGCCUCCGUCACACACCAUCCUGAGUGUGACUGUGAGCUCAUGGCGGCUGCCUCUACAUCUGCAGCCCCGCCCCCUCUAACAUGGCUUAAUGCGUGGACUAGCAGCGAGCUCCUCCACACGGACUCCACUGGCUCCUCGCCGUGAUGAUGCAUGUUAGGCGACAUGCAUGUAGCCUGUCCUUGAGAGGCUUACAUGAGCAUGAAUGUGACUGGGAGCCGCCCGAUAUUCGACCUCACACCCACAGCUGAUGUUACUCUGACGAAUCAUCCCUCCGAUAAUCCCAGUCCCAUUCCUGUUUUGGUCCUUUCUCCCAGACUAACACCACUAACAGCUCCAGCAGGUAGGUGUCAGGGUUUAGAGUGAAGGAGGAGCUUCAGGUUUGGAGUUUGGUUUGUGUUUUUGGCGACGGUCUGCGGUGAAACGCUGUUAAAAGUCGGAGCAGAGCGGCGUCUGUGUCUCACUCUGUUGUAAAUCACACUUCACAGUCUCGACUCAAGAAGCCCAGCACUCGACGAUGGAAUAUCAACGGGUCGCCUUUACUCAAAGUAAGAUAACGUUUAACCCCUGCAGUACCACCACCAACCCCCCCACCUUAAUCCAACAGCAGUGCAGUCCAGGUAUUUGGACAUGAACACAUUCAGACGUCAGCUUGACUGAAUCACGACCACAAAUAAAGAAAACAGAAUUUGAUGGUUUGUAAAUAAUUUAAAAAAACAGAUUUUUUUUUUAAUUGUUUUAUGAAAAAUUUGUUUAUUUUAAACUUUUUAACAGACCUGGUUCAGGUUUGAUUCAGGACUUUGGUCCGUCUUAAAUUCGGCUCGGGCUCAGAGGAGGUUCUAGAGUUUCUGGAUCGUCUUUAUUUACAGUUUUCUCCUCCAAAGAUUGACUGUCAGGGGUUUUUAGAAAUGAUUUUAAGUCCAUGUGGUGACUUCUACAUCAGAGUCUUGGAGGCAGAGCGCACAGAUCUAGAUCUUUAUAUGAUAUUAUACUGUAGAUCCUAUCAGGGAUGCUGGAUGCUCUUUAAAACUGAGGAUGCAGCAUCUAUGAUUUCCAAUUCUUCGUUGAAAAGACAACUGGACUUAUUUGAGACGUUUCGCCUCAACUAAGUCCAGUUGUCCUUUCCAUGCGGUGAUUUCUACUCCAGAGUCGUGUCUGUUUUUAACACCCUGAAGAUCAGGACCAUCCAGUCCUGGUUUUGGUCCUGGUCCCUUUAGUUCAGAGAUUUUUCAGGAACUUUAUUCUGAAACUGUUGACCUGUUCGCUCACACAGUCUCUCACAGAGUCCUGAACCUCUUCCAUCUUUCCUCCUGAGAGAUUCCACCUCUCUGAAUGUCCGUCUCAGACCAGGUCAUGUGACUAACCUGUUGGAGAUUCACCUCAUUAGUUAAAGAUGUUUUAUAACAACUUGUAGACAUUUAAUUAAAAAUGAGAAAACAGUUUUUAUUUAAAAAAAAAAUUAAGUUUCAUGAUUUGAUUUUUCAUCUAUUUUAAUUUACAAACGACCAAAUUCUGUUAGUAUCAGCGUUUUAAACUGUGUCCUGACUUUUCUUAAGAGUUAAAAUUUUGACUUUCAGAUGUGAUUGAAUUCGUUCUCAGCUCUUUAAUUCUCACUUCCGUCAGUUUUUGUGCAGUGAAGAAAUUUAAAGGUUCAAUUAUUCCUCUGCUGCUCAUCCAGUCAUGGUGGUUUCUGCUCCUCCUAGUGGUCAUGGAUGGAACUGAAACACUAAGUCUUAAUACCUGUAGACUGCACUGCAAACAGUAACUCCUGUAGACCCUCAAAAGUCCAGAAGACUGAGACCAGACCCCCUUUUAUUUGGACCCUCCCACGUUAUCAGCCCAGUUCCUCUGACCCUGAUAGUCCUCCUGGUUUUAUUCCGUCUCUCUGCUGUAGUUUUAUUUUAGUUUUAGAUCUUUACCUCGCAGUUAUUUUGUGUCCUCUCUGAGUUUCUCUGUAGAGCUGAAGUUGUUCUCGGAGCGAAAAUAUUCUCUUUUUCAGUUUGAAGGUUCGGGUUGUUGAGGUUAUAUCAGAGAAAUUUCUCCUUUUUCUGUUUUCUGGUUUAGAGAUAAGAUUCCUCUUAUUUCACACAGAUCUGACCCCCGAGUUCAGCUGCGUCUUGAUUUGGGUCGUAUUUAUUAAAGCUGAGGUUGGAGGUAAACCAAUCAGAGUCUCUCUGAACUCUUAAGAGUUCGUCUCAGGUACCUUCACCUCAGCCGCCUUAACCUGCAGUGGACAGACAGACAGACGGACAGAUGAGUCCGCUCCAGACAGACAAAAUACUUCUCCCUCUUUUUUCCUCAUAUUAGAGCAUCUCCGUCCACACGCCCCCCACCAUGUUAUCAAAUCCUCCUGUAAUCCAGAGGAAGACUAAAUCCUGAUCACAGCAGAGUUUCAGCGUCACAGAGUCGGUCUAAGAUUGAAGCUUGUUUCUGUUUUUAAAGUAAAUCUAAAAACUCUUUUCCCCUUGGUCUCCCCCCGCCCCCCUCACGUCAGGGUCUUGAUAAUUGUAAAAGAUUUGGGAAAAUGCUCCAGUCUAAACUUCAAAUCUCGCCGCCUCAGGUAAGAGCGGUUUCCUCGGCUGUCUUCUGCUUCAACAUGAAACUAACUUCAGUUUCUAACGCUGCCCACCUCGCCCGCUCGCUCGCUCGCUCACCGCCGCCGCCCUCCCCCUCCUCUAAAGGAUGCAGCCCUCUCUGUUUUUGCUGCUGUCCCCCCUUUUCCCUCCGCCUUAAUUCUGCGGCGAUGAAGACGGUUUCAUCCAAUCAUGUGGCGGCUGACCGAGUCUUCAGGAGCAUCACUCGCCUGCUGCCUCAUUGACAUCCUAACUCUGCUGUGUGCUCCUUUAAUCCAGUCUGAUGCUGCCUUGUGAUCUGGUUCAGGAGUCCUGAUGGGAACGUGGACUCGGUCCUGGUUCUGACUGAUUAUGUUUCCUUUCAUGUCCCUCCUCUCCUGCGUUUCCUGGAAGCAGCACAGAGACCUGUCCUCGCCCACAGAGAGCGCCGUCUCCAAGACCUCGCUGUACGCCCGGACCACCAAUACCAGUUACAUCGACGGGGAGAGUCCCCACCUGCCCAGAGACCUGGACCACUCGCUGGGAAUCGCUCGAGAGGAGGUACCGGAAGAUAUUUUCUAUUUAGACAUAGAAAUGUUUGAAAACUGAACUUCAGUCCUGAGUCAACAGAGUCAUCACAACGUGAAAACUUUACGGUGUGAAGAAAAGUCGAAAAUUUCAGACCAGAAAAUCUGAAUCUGAUCUGUGACCGUGGUCGGAGAGUAACUGAUUAAAAAUGAUGAAUCGAUCAUCACUUCUGUGUCCUGCUGAACUCACACAAGAUUCAUUAACUUUAUUAACAACAAGUUUACAACAAAAAUUUCUAAAGAGAAUUUAAGGAGAAAAGAAAAACCUGGAAGAGCAAGAAUACGGACAAGGACAAGAAACAGAAAUAAAAAAUGAGUCAAACUUGCGAGGAAACGAGACCAAAACAGUGAGGAGACGAUUCAGGGAAACUGUUUAAACUGUCAGAUUAUAUGAUAGAAAACUAUGAGAACAAUAUAAGAAAUAAAAUGAUAAAAUAUGACACACAUAUGAUACAAAACAACAAGUUAGAACACGGCUUAAGAUGAUAAACAGUGAUUUUAAACGCAUCAAAAAAAGUCAAAUGACACGACAGGAAAUGCCACGUUUGAUAAGAUAUGAACCGACAUGAAGAUGAGAUAACAGGAUUUAAUGAGAAACAAUCGUAAGACCAGAAAUAUGAGAGUGAAUGAAACAAAAUCAGGAUGAAGGUUUAAUUCAAGUCUUUACAGUUUGAUUUAAUAUCCAAUCAUAGUGUUUCUCAUCUUAAUUAUGACUGUACAGCUGAUUAGUUUGGACUCCAGCGCCAACAACACACCACAUGUGAGAGAAACUACAGACACAUGUUCUGGAUAUUAACCACCAAUGCAUCAGCAAACAGCAGUGCCCAGAGAAGGACACCGUGACGUUGGUUCACAGACUUAUAAAAACUUAAACUAUAAUUUAAAUAUCAUAAUAAGAGUUUUCAAAGCUGAUCUAUAAUUUAGUCCGUCUGUAAAAUCUUCAAACCUGUUUGUAAUCGAAGGAUUUAAUCGAAACUGUAACGGUGUCAUGUUGUUGUUGUUGUUGUUGUUGUUUAAAUCAGAGAGAAGCUUCACUAACGGGAGGAAAUCCUGAUUUUAGUUUGUGUAGAGAAAGAAGUUCUGCUGUUUCUGCGUCCGUCACUAAAUAAGUUUGUCUGUUUCCUCAGAUCGUGUCCAAGGAGAAAGAAGUGCUGGAGUGGCAGAGGAAGUAUGAAGACAGCCGACAGGAAGUGGUGGAGAUGAGGUGAGAGUCCACCUGUACACCUGUCCACAGCAGCAGGGAUUAAACACCUGCAUGUGUGUGACUUCCAUGAACGCUCAGGGUCUUUUUAAAGACGGCUCCUCGUAUCACCGUUUGACCUCUUAAUGGUUUAACUCGCUUACAUGUCAGCGUGCCGACGGGGCGAGAGGAGGGAGAGUUAUUUACCGUUAACACGAGCGCCGUGGAGAAAAGAGAGGAGGACGACACGCAGCUGACGUGAAACAUACACGUCUUUAAAAACGUGGAAAUGAGCAGAAAUGACGGCGUCUUUAGUUUGAGUUACACCAGCUGCUGAAAAACUGGGAUUAUCCUCGCUCUAAUAUUUACGUGGACAGAUGAUCAAUAUGUCCAACAAACGGACGCUAAUUCGGGUUCAUGAGGGCAGCGGUCGGUGGAACAGAAACCUUGUUUUCAGUCAGCAGGUGGUGGGUGUGGGCCAGCUGGCCUCAGCUCAGAUAGUGUGGAUAAGAAAGAGCUUAACUUCGUUUGACUGAUUGGACUCAGGAUAAGGAGGAGCUAAGAGGCUAAGGGGCAGGCACGGCUAAUCAAUCCUCUUACCUCUGGAAACCUGCUUUUACCAAAACAAGGCCUCCUAUUGGACGGGGAUGAUGAGAGCGAGGGAAACUUCAGGAAGUGAGAAACAGGAAGUCGAGUUCAGAUGAAGUGAUAAAAAUCCUCCUCAAACAAAAACGUGUUUUAUCGCCCAAAUGAAGUUUUUGUUUACAAGUGAACAAACUCACUCCCGUCUUUCCCUCUGAGAGACUCCGCCCCCUUUGACCUGUUUCUGACACCUGUCGAUAUCCGUCUGCCUCCUCUCUAACCGUGUUUUUUUUCUCUCCUGCAGGAAAAUCGUCGCCGAGUACGAGAAGACGAUCGCUCAGAUGAUCGGUAAGUUUGAGGUCUGAGACGCUGAGUUUCCACGUUACCUUCACCCCUCUCGACCACGACUGUUCGCUGCACUUGUUCAUUUGCAAACCGAGCGUCCCGAGGUGUUUGUGUGAAGAUGUUUUAACCCUCUGACGUUUUGCCUCCAUGUUUGAUCGAUCUGAACUGAACCCUGAGGUCGUCCAUCAGGACAGACGUACUCUCUCUCUCUCUCUCUCUCUCUCCCGCUCUCAUCCACCUCUCACCACCUCUGGACGUUCCUGAAAAUUAGAUUUCUGCAGCUGUUGAAGUUUAAUUUCUUGCUCUCAUUAAAGUCACCGUCACUGAAAGGAUCAGGCUGUCUCUGCUUCUGUCUAACACUCGCCUCUCUCUCACCUGUCCUGCCCUCCCAGCUUGACUUUAACACACUCCCUUCUUUUCUGUUCUGCUCCCAUCUUUGCCCCCUCACUGUUUGAUCACUCUGACAGGCAUGCCAGGUGAGUAACGCGGCCUCGGCCCCGUCCCCGUCCUCGUCCUCGUCCUCCGCUCGUUUGUUUCAGCUCACGUCGUUCCAUCAGGAGCAGAUCUGCUCCCUGUUCUCAUCUCAUCCAGUGACUUCAGUUUGUUUCAUCUGUUUGUUAAGAGUCGGUGAUUUUAGCGUCUCUGUGUGAUCCUCAGUCAUGGAUGUUUGGUACAAUGUCACUCAUAUUUAACCGUGUCUGUUAUAGAACUUUAUACAGAUGUUCUCCAAUUUGAAACAGGUUUGAUUGAGAUUAGAAAUAAAGAAAAUAAAGUUUUAUAUUCAGGUAUUUAUCUGACGGAGACGGACUCACUGAUGUAGAUCGGUGGGAAAAUGUCAGAUGUGGUCGUUCUGCAGCUCAUGUGUACAUUGAUUUUAACCCCUUAGUUUCCCUCCAGACAAGAACAUUUGAGUAAAUUACAGACUUCACUCAGUUUUACUGAAAACACUCAGAAGCUGCACAACAUCCACCUCAUCUGCAGGGGGCAGCACCACACUUUACAGCGUUUUCAAACUUUACUGUGAAUUCACUCAAAUUUUUUAGAUUCAGAAUUACAGACGUGAUCGAUUUCUGCAGGAUUAAAAACACAGAUACUCUCCUCAGAGAUCAUCCUUCCUCUGUUCACACUAACCCUGAACAGACAGACGUUUAUUAACUCUUAAAAUUAGGAGUUUGGAGGAAACGUUCACGUCUACAUCUGUGCGAGUGUUUCUGCUGCGACAGUCAGCUGAGCGGGUCGGAGGUUUUAGCUUGUGACAGGAAAGAGAAAGUGAGGAGGGGCCUGAGAGAGCUUUACGGUCCAAUACUGAGGCUCUGAAAGUCAAACCAGGCGAAGCAACUUCGGCUCCAUGAUCCAUUUGUCUUCACAUGUGGUGAUAAAACACUCUUUGAAACGAGAGAAAAACCGUCAGUGAUUCUGCUUUUUAAAAGUAAAACGUAUAAAUGUGUCGGGUUAGAAAUGAAUCACAGACGUAGAAAAACAAAGUGUGUGUUUCUUUGUUUCCUCUCAUCUCUGCAGGUCUCUGAAUUCUCCAUCGUCAGUGUUUGUGUUUGCAUGAUCCUCAGAUUAACUCAUGUAGCAUAAAAACACAGUUAAACCAUACUAACACACAAAUCCAUGAUGAUAUGUCGUCAAUAAUAUCUUUGAUUGUUGUGUAACUGUUGGUCUGUGAAGGAACUCUGUAUGAUCAGACAUGAUGUGUGAACGAGGUGAAGAUAUGAAGACUGUCCGUCUGUUUUUAAUGCAGCAGAAACAGAUUCUUCUCCACAGUUAGGAUAGAACAACCUGAUCUGUGGCUCCGCAUGCUUUAAUAACACAAACAGGAGACUGCAGCGAUGAAACCAGAACCAGAACCAGAUCCUAAAUCUGGGUUAGGACAGAUUUGUGUUUCUUAAGUCCUACUGUUAUUUUUUAGAUGACGUAAAAACUCUCACCAACAUCAGAUUUAGCAAAGUAUUCAGCCAUUAAUCUACAGUUAUAUAUCUGUGUUUUUAAGCGAUCAAAGGUGCAGAUUUGUCUUGGAUUUCAUUGAUAAAAAGAACUUAUUUGUAAUUUUCUUUAAAAUUAAACUGAAUUAUUGUCGAUGAGUCUUUAAAGGAUAAUUUAGGUGAUUGAUUUAGUUCAGGAAAAGUCAGAGACUGAGAAAAACAGACACACAGGUGAGUUUACUGUCAUCAGAAAUCUGUCCUGAUUAUUAUUUUCAGACGUGUUUACGUUAAACGAAUAAAGUCAUCGUGUCUCAUCCUGCAGAGUUCCUUUAAAACAGAAUAUACUUUUGUGAAACUUGUUCAGACUGAUGAUCUGAUCUGAGCUGUGAAUCUGUGUGUGUCCAUCAGAGGACGACCAGAAGGAGAAGUCUCUGUCCCAUCACACCAUCCAGCAGCUGAUCAUGGAGAAGGACCAGGCGCUGGCCGACCUCAACUCGGUGGAAAAGUCUCUGGCUGAUCUCUUCAGACGAUACGAGAAGAUGAAGGACGUUCUGGAGGGAUACAGGAAGGUAAAUAAUCAGGGUUUGAGUCAAAGUCCUCGUAAAGGUCGUGUGAUCUUUUAUUAAAAUGUUUCUCCGUUCAGAACGAAGAGGUCCUGAAGAAAUGCGCUCAGGAGUAUCUGUCCAGAGUCCGUAAGGAGGAGCAGCGCUACCAAGCCCUGAAGAUCCACGCCGAGGAGAAACUGGACAAGUCAGUCUUCACCGAGAAAACAGAAACGCUCAUAGAAGUCACACACACACACACACUCAGCUGACCUCUCACCUGUCUGAUUUCAGGGCCAACUCAGAGAUCGCUCAGGUCCGAGCCAAAGCCAAACAGGAGCAGGCGGCGUACCAGGCCAGCAUGAGGAAGGAGCAGAUGAAGGUGGACUCGCUGGAGCGCACUCUGGAGCAAAAGGUCAGUCCUGGUCCGAGAGAGUCCGAGAAUAUAAGGGGAGAGGAAGUCAGGAGACUCACUUAGACCCCAUCAGAGGAUUCCUUCACAAUAAAAGUCCUCAGUCAUGUUGUUAAACUGAAAACGACUCCAUGGAAGAGAAACUAAACUUGACAGAUUCAGUUUUUUCUUCUUCCUGCUGUUUCAGUUUCUACGUCAUAAUAAAAAUAUAAAAAUGUGUCAUGAGUGAGAGAAAGUUUAGUUUCCUUCUGAUCGUUUUCCAGAACAAAGAGAUCGAGGAGCUGACGAAGAUCUGCGACGAACUCAUCGCAAAGAUGGGGAAGAGUUAG